Molecule: messenger RNA, 66002 nt
Organism: Xyrichtys novacula (pearly razorfish)
Lineage: Eukaryota; Metazoa; Chordata; Actinopteri; Labriformes; Labridae
Source: the annotation of a GenBank genome assembly
GAUUUCCUGCUCCAACUCUGAGCACUGUGGAGCUAAACAGCCGGUGCUCCACCGACACACGGAGGAUGACAGUCCUGUUACGACUUUUACCGCCGAACAUUGGUCUAUUAGUAUUCCUCUCUGCACUGCAUGAGUGAAUAAGCUCAAUAUUGUCAUUUACUUCAAGAUAGGGUCGACACAUCAGAGCACCGUGACAGGUUCGUACGGGAUGCUCGGGAACGGGAGAGAUAUUCCCCGGUUAUUUAGAUGCAGUCACAGGCCACCACCACCGCCGGUCUGCUACUACAUUUAGGACACAGUGAAGCAGAAGAGGGAGGCAAACAUGGGCUUCAUGCACCAGCUCCAUCUCCUGCUGUGGAAGAACAUCUCUCUGAAGAGGAGGGGACCGGUAAGACAUUACAUUCACACACCUGUCAGGCUGAGGAAUUACAUAAGGACGAGUACAGGGAAGUCGCGUUUGUGCUUUAGAGCAGACAGGCGUCGGUUCCGCCUGAUCCGCAGCCGGUGUUCAUGGGCUCCCAGCAGCGGUGUUUGUCUACUAAUGUUCCCAUCAGACGGUGGAAUAAAUCCGCAGCGAGCUUAAUAAGGAGCAGCAGCAGCAGGAGGAGGAGGAGGUGGUGGUGGUGGAUGAUGAUGAUGAUGUGGAGGAUGUACGCGCAGGUUUACUGAUCCAGAUCUUUGCAUACAGUCAAACAGGUUGUUGUGAAGGAUAAACAACUGUUGUGUAAUCAGGUUCAUGCUGAAAAGGCCUGGUCGGUGUUGUAAGGAUGGAAAAUGUGCAGUCUGGUGGACAAGGAAGUUUGAUUUUAUCAUAAUAACAAGAUGCAACUAAUGUGUUAGGCCUGGCUGAUGUAAUCAUGACUAUACAAAGUAGAUAAAACAAUGGGAUGAAAUCAUUCCCAUGACCUCAAACCAAAAGCACUGGAAGCCCCACCCAUGGAUAACAUUAUGGCAGUACAAAACUGUUGCUUUCUGACCAAACCAUCUGUUUAUUGGUGUACAGCUGAUUUUUUAAAAACACAUUAUGAUUAUUUAAAUAGGUCAAAGUCAUAAUGAGAUUGAUAAAUAGACAAAAAAUAAAGCAAAAGACAUGACUUUAGUGGUGUGUGGUAUUGACAAAAACAGUAUUUAUAGUACUUAAAAUAUAUAUGUUUGUAAAAGUCUUGUAUUAAACUCACUCCAGCGACCGUUAAAGGGAUAUUCUGGUGUAAAGUUAAGUUAGGGUUAAACACACCGUAACUCUGAGCUAGAGCGAGAGAUGAAUGUUCCCGACAGCUUGCUUCUCUAGUUAUACCAACUUUAGUAACGACCGCACGAUAGCAAAACACAGAGCCACGCGCUCAACCAAAACCCCACUCCAUAGCCACAUAUAAUGCCCAUGAACAGCACCUAACUUCAUCAACAGUACAUAAAAGGUUCCAGCCAUAGUAUGCGCCAUCAAACACCUUUUUAGCUUUACCUGAUUUCUUUAGUAAACACAACUCACCUACUCUCUUCCAGCAGCCACUUGUUUGUAGAGAGACCUCUGGGCGAGUCCAUCGACUGCAGCAGGGUGAAGCAGCCUAAGAAGGAACAUUUAUGAUAAUUUUUUCAUGGAAGACUGAGGCACUAAGGCAGAAGAACCACCGCGUCUGCAGUGCAAAAUGAUUUAUAUGGUGAUUUUUACUUAAAGGAAAUGAUGAAGUAAUGAUCAUAAAUGUUCUUCCUUGAGCUGCGUCACCCCGCCGUAGUCCUUAAUGGACUGGCUCGCGACAAACAAGCGGCUGCUGGAAGAGAGUCGGUGAGUUGUGUUUAGUCUCUUUACUAAAGAAAUCAGGCAAAGCUAAAAAGAUGUUUGGUGGUUAGUACUAUGGCUGGACCCUAUAUAUACUGUUGAUGAAGUUAGGUGCUGUUCUGAGCAUUAUUUGUGGCCAUAGAGUGGCGUUUUGGUUGAGGUUUGUGUAUGGCUCCUCAGACCUCUGUGUACUGCUAUCGUGCGGUCUUACUAAAGUUGGUAUAACUAGAGAAGCAAGUGGUUGGCCACAUUAAUCUCUCGACGGUGUGUUUGACCCUAAAUUAAUUUUACGCAGGAAUAUCCCUUUAAAAUAUAUGUGUUUGUAAAAGUGUUGUAUUUAACUAGCUCCAGCAACUAUUAAACUUUACAUCCCCAAACCCACAUGUGCACCACCAGCCAGAUUACAGUCAUAACAAUCACUUCACAGCAGCAUACGGUAGCUGUCUAGGGACACAUGGUUCAAAAUCCAAAACACUGUCUCUUUGGGAAAAUUUGUCUUAGACUUAAGUGCUGCACAUGCUUGUCUGCAUCCACAACAGAUAGACCUGUUGAUAUAAGCAAAAACAAAAUAUUCAAAUAUUAUUUCAGGGUCAUCGUGAGCAAAAACUGUUGUCUCAAUCACCAAGAGUUGAGCGUGAAAAUGCUUAUUUAUACUAAUGAAUAAGCAUUAUAGAUGUGCUUGAACUUAACAAACAUCUCUGGUGCACAGAGACACAAUUUCCUCAGUGCAGUUUGUGAUACAAUAAACUGGGGAUGCAUCGAAAAUUCAGCCACCAAAAAUCUUAGGCUGAAAUCGGCCCAGAAGUGCAUUUUUGGUUUUCGACCGAAAGACUUUUAUCACCGAAACAACAUGGCCGAAAUGCCAGCAUGCACUUGUCUAGAUAAGGGCCAACAUGUCUUUGGUGUGGAUGUAUUUCAGUGUAUCUGAGAACCACGGAUAGCGAUUUGCAUAGAUUGUAAUGCUGAAAUUUGAAGAGGGGUUGCAUCUGCACAGAGUCUCUUUUUUUAGGAUGAAACUAACGUGGUGGAACAUUGUACUGGUUAAAGAUAAAGAUGACAAAGAGAGAGGUUGUUUGAAUCACCAGCUCCAUUUAUAUUACUUAGUUUGUUUGCAUGAUGUUAAAAAUGUUUUGUUGUGUGAGUUGGACUAAAACUGAACUUUAAAAUACAUAUAAACCUAUUAGUCUGACUGAAAUCGCACUGUUAAAAUGCUUAAACUCGCACUGGAGUACUCAAAUAAAACUGGCCAAGGCACCCUGCACACGCUUUACAGUUCUCAUGCUUGAUUUAGACCCAGGGGUUGGCAUACCAUCAAUGUAUGGAUUAAAGCUGGGCAGCCUGGAAAAUUAAUGCAUUUCUCAUUUAUGGUUAAAUCAAAUGCUGUUUCUGUUGUUCUGUUUGUUUUCAAAACACAAAUUUUCACAAUAACAGUAAUAAGUAAAUUCUAGUAAAGGUGAGACUUAUCAUUAUAAUAAAAAGAAGGUACAUAUAGAGUACAGGGCUUGACACUGACUUUUUUCACAAGGAGCACAUGUUCUCCUAAGUUAAAAAAGUAAGGAGCACACAAAGAAGUUUAGGGGCACUAUGAAAAUUGAUCAAAUAAUGUUUGUCUUAUGGUUGACUUGAUAACUAUUAUUAGAAAUCAAUUUUAGGUCAGUUGGUCACAUGACAUGGAAGCUAUUGAAGGGAAAUAGCCUUUUCUGAGAACAUCAACCGGUAAUUUAUUGAUGGUCCCUUAUUCAACACCUGUCGUUGACCGUGAGGGUGCUAAAUAGAUUUAACUGCGCUGCUGUUGCUAUUCCCGGUUGUGGAGAGUGAGAAGACACCUGUGGAUCCGCAGUAAAUGAUCGUGGAAUAUCCAACCUAACUUCACCGCAGUAUUAACAUGAAAAACAUUUGUUGGUUUGCUGAUUUUUUUUCAAUGCGCACAUGUGCCCCUAAAUACAUUUUACAAUUCGCACACAUCUAUUUUUAGUCUCAAAUGCGAGUGAAACGGUCGCACUGUUGUUGAGUUUGACAAUACUGGCAUAUAGAAUAUUGCCAAAGACACAAUAUUGUCAUUCGUAUUUUUCGACAUCUGGUAUUUACUUUGACAAGAAAAAGAAUAUGAAUCCUCUGGUUUGAACUGAGCUGAGAUCUGAUUGUAUUAAUGUUGCUGGUGGUCACAUUUGACUUGUUGACACAAUUUUCUUUUGUUUUGUUUUGAUGGUUUUGAGCCGAUAUGCGUCUUGCCCAAGUCUGAGAGUUCACAGGUAUUUCUCCACUGGCCAUACUCCCCACCCUUCAUGGGCUUACAUAACAGUGCUUUGGAAAUGAAAGUGAAAUGGUGAGGCUUAAUUUCUACAUCAGCAAGGGUGAAUCUGUGCGUGUAGUGAACUGUGAUGUUAUUUUUAAAAAGGACUUCCAAGAGCCAGGAGACCAGCCACUCAGUGAUGCUGGGUAAAUUGGAAGUUUAACUUGUGCAAUGCAAGGGCUGGCUUCCUCAACUUCAGAUCGCUGGUGUUGUGUUUCCAUAACACAAUCUACCAUGGAUAAUCAUCGUAGACAGGGAUUGACAUGACAAGGAGUAAGGUAAGUAGAAGUGAGAACACAGAUCUGGGAGUUCUCAUGAGUGAGAGCUUGCAGAGUGGUUGUAGCAGGCAGAGUAGACAGACGAAGCAGUUUAAAUAGAGCGCCGUUUUGGCAUUUGCCAGUUGGAUGUGUAGGGUGCAACCAGCUGAGCUCUCAGCUGACUGAGGUUUGGCUUAGGAUCAGCUGACUGUCACUUCUAACUUGAUUCAAUUUGAUGGUUGUGUCAGCCUGAUAUGAAAACAUCAUUUUCAGAUUGAACGCCUCACUCAUCCUGAUAGAAACAUGAUGCAAAUCGACGAUGAGACGUUCCAAUGCCACCCUCCAGAUGUGCGGUACAAUCUCACAUGCCGACCUCCUCGUCCUCCACGUCGUGAGGCCUUUAAGCCCUGCUGGGUCUAUUAAUAGCCAUCAGAAACCCUACAGCCUGUCUGCUGCUUUAUUUUGGUGAUGUUUGUGCCGUUUUUAAAAGCCAAAGUCGUUUCGUCCUCAGGACGCCUGAUUUUUUUUUCUCUGCUUGAUGCCUUUGCUGCCGUCCUGAUAGAGGGGUGUUGUUUGUGUUUUGACACAAAGAUAGAGGGGUGCAGCUAUUUUUAGCCCUUCUACGUUCCUAUAUCACAGAAGAGGGAGGCACGUGCGGUGCAUCGGGGAGCCUCAGUUAUAAUAAUAGUAACAGCUGCGUCAUUUCUGUCUGUAGAUUUAUUAUCAGGUCUCUCUGAAGCUGUUGGGAGGAUUGAUGAUGAGAGCAAAGCGUCCAGUCAGCACUUACAGAGAGCUUUAGUCCCAUAUGUUUGCCCGCACUCACAGAUAUAAGGCUCAUGCAUUAAUUAAAAGAACAUCCAGGCCUAGAUAUCAGGAUUACAUAUGGAUUUACUCAUAAAAUACCCAGUAUGAUCUCUUUUAAGAUAAAAAUGCGGUGCAGAAGUGCAGAAAGAUGGACUGUCCUCUUGUGGUUUGUUGUUCCCCUCAGAAAGGUGCAGUGCAUGUGGCAGAGGAGGGGAUGACAGUGGUGGUCCAACUGUCUAGCUGUCAUUAAAAAGAUGCUGUUCAAUUCAAAUGAAAAGCCCUUUAAAGGUUUUUUAGUUAAAAAUGGAUUUGGUUUAGGCCAGAAUUAACUGCACCCAAUUAGUUCUCAAAGCAGUAGUCUUCAAACUGCUCUGACAUUUUGUCAAAACAAUGUUUGAAUCUUUGCUGAUAAGCAAAGUUAACAAUUAACAGUCUGAACUUUGUUUUAAUAUGCAAAAAGGAACGUGUGGAAGAGGAAGAGCAGUCCUUAUUUGCAUCAACAGAGGACAGCUCAGAUGACACACACUUUUGUCCUUAGAGAGAAAAUCUGCAGCUUCAGAGGACUGAAAACACAGAGGCACCAAACAAAUUAACUUCCUCAAUUUGAAUUAUCCUCCACAAAGCCAGAGUAAUUUUAUUUUUGAAGCACAUUUCACAAACAGAGAGGAAAGUAAGAGGAAAGUAUUGGAAUGCCUUUUUAAUUAAAAAAUAAGUAGUCAUAAAGCUAAAAUGGAGUGAAUGGAAAUGGAUUUAAAUAUUGUAGAAAAGUUAGGAACAAGCAGAAAAAGAAGCUCAGCCUGUUCCUGCUGCUUUUUAAAAGUAUUAGUGAGUUGGAAUAGCCCUUUUUGGUCAGGAAGGUUUCUAAUUCAAUGAAACUGAGAAGUGUAAGAGUGUCAGCCAUGAUCAGGGCUACUCAAAUACUCAUAACAAUACAGAAAAGAGCUCCACUGUGACUUUUAGUCACCUUUAGCACGGGAUUCUCUGGGCUAGAGCUUGGCGAUUUACCAUAUUUUAGUUUUGAUGACAGUUUUCUGUUCCCCAUGAUCAUAAAAAAUAAUAAACCACAGUGAACGAUGAUUAUUGUGCCUCCUGUAACGUCCUAAUGAGGCACACCCUCACUCUUGUCCUUGUUCUUGUCAACCUGCUGAGUGUAACAGCCAUUGUCUUUUCCUAAAAAACAUCCCGGUGAUGUUCCUGAUUGGCCUUGGAAAAUAAACAGAAGAUGAUAAAGACUGACUUAAGGUCCUUGAACACUGGGAGCGAUUUCGUGUGAUUAUUUCAGAUGUCAAUUUUUUUUACGAACCCAUAUCCUGUCAAUACAAGCGUUCACAUCUGCAACAUUUUCCCGUCCUGCGAUAUUGCGGCAUUUCUUUUUUCGUGUCACGGUCGAAUUUUCUAAAGUUUCGCAUACUGUGUGUCCACUUCCGACCAAUCAGAUUUCGCAUUGUUGCAACGACAGAUUCACCGAAAUAUCCAACAUGGCCGACUGGCUGAUUGUUUAUGUGUCGGAGAACAGAGUGCUUUUUGAUAAAAGACACAAACAUUACAAAGAUAAUGACCUGAAGGACAACUUGUGAAGAUUCAUAGCGUUGGAUUUCUCAUAUGACGAUGGUUUGUGUGCAUUAACAGUUCGCUAAACGUCUUUGUUUUAACUUUCAUCUGUGCUAAGUGACUUUAGCUCGUAAGCUAACCUGUUCAGGUACAACAUACCAUAUGUUUUUUCACUGUCUCAAACUCAAUUGUGUUGCUGUCACAGCACCGUUACGUCUAGGUUGUUACCUUACGUUUAUGGAUUAUAGUUUCAUGUGCUUAUCUGGUACUGGCCCCGACUCAGUACAUGCUAUCAUGACAGACAGACAUCUCAACACUAGUGUCUAAUCAGAACUGAAAAACAGUCAGUCUGGUGUUGUCUCAAUCUUCCUGAUUCCACCCAGGACGCGUCUCCCCCCCCGCGGAAAGUCGCAAAAUCGCAUCGCGCUUGAUGUGUAUUGUCAGGCGCGUCAAAAUUCACCUCAAAAUUCAAAAUUCAAAUAUUUCGUAAUUUCGUGUCGUAUAUUUGUGCCGUUCCUGGUGUGUAAGGACCUUUUAGGGGGUACGUUUUCAAAUGUACUCUAGAACUUGCAUUUUCCAUUAUGUCUUAAAAAGGUAAAUAUCCGUUUCAAGUUAAAAAACACAAAAUGAUGUUUCAAAUUUUUUCACAGAUGAUGAUCUUAAAUAUCUAAGCACUGUGCUGGCUGCAUUUUGCCAUCAAUUACUCUUGUUUCACGAAUGAAUUUGCUGAAUUUUUAUUUCUUCCUGGUUUCCUAUAACUUCCUCAUUGCUGGAGGUUUGCACAACCAUCCAGCAGUAAAUUUGUGUGUAACCAAAUGUCUCGUGCCUGAUGAAUAUCUGAAUGCAAAACUGAGAAAUGAAAACAAACAGAAAAGAGUCUGUUACUGCACACAGUGUCAACUUGUCAACUCUGAAAAUUUCCCACCCACAUAUCUCUACCAGCGUUUAAAAGUCAGGAGGAGAACAGUGUAAAUACACAUGACAGGUGUAGAGCACUAACACCCAGCAGCUGAAAACCUACAAUAAAAGGACACCUGUGGAAAAGAGGAAGGAGGUAGAACAUCUAUGCAAAUAAAUCACCAUACAUAGGAAGCUAAGGUAGCAUGAGCAGUUUCAGAAACAAUGUGUCGGAUGUGUGAUUUUAUGCCCUGUUAAUUUGAACGGUCUAUCUUUGAAGUAUAAGCAUUGUAAAAUACUCACUUUUCUGUUUAACCACUUUGUUAUCAUUAACUGCUCACCCUCUGUACUAUAUAAUCAUGUCACUCAAUCCCUGAUUAUAGGGAUGGUAAGGGAUAGGAUUUUAUUGACUCAUUAUUGACUGUACUUAUUUGUCCAAGUCUUUAUUAAUUCCCUUAUCAAUUUCUGAGUGGAAAAAUACAUGGACUUCGUCUGUGAAUUUUAUUGAAGGGGCAGACCAGUUAUCUGCCUCGGUCGGUUAGUAGGGAUUAUCCAUAUUGCCCUUUUAUUUUACUAAUGGCUGAUAAAGUUGGUGAACUAAAAAGAGCAGUAGUCAAGUUUCACUGCUGAUGUGUUUCUUCUCGAUCUGUUUUCCAGCAGCUCUUUGUCUCUCUAAAGUCUGGCUCACAGCAGCUAGGUGUCACCUGAUGGUGUAAUGGAACUGUAUUGUUAGUCUAACUGAGGUAACUUUUUACUUUCUUGUGCAUAUGGAUAUGGUGUUAAAUAGGAUGACCAUACAUGUCUGGCCUUGUAUAUAAAAUCCUUCAAAUGUCUGGGGUUUUGUAUGGAAGUUUUGAGUUUGUGUCGAGUGGACUUACUGUGAUAGAAGCAUGUAAAAAACACUCGACUCGACCCGAAAAACUCUCGAGAUUUACCGUACACAACUCUGUGACUCCGUCCCGCACAGUUGUGUCCUCUUUUUGGGGAUUCAGAAUAUGGUCACCCGAGUGUUAAAUGUUUUGGUUCUUCGUUGAAUUUUCUCUAACAUAAAUCUUUGGUUUGUAAACUUAAUAUUCCAAAUUCUAAAUGUUCAUAGAAAGUUUUUCAUUUUGACUGUCAAUGCAUAUUUGUUACAAAUAUCAGCAAUCAGCAGUCCCCUGAUCAGGACUUUAAAGGUAAGGUUAUAUGGUCGAUGAUUGGUUGACCAACCAAAACAAAAAUGGCGGCCUCUAUCGUAGCAUAACCAGCCAUAUACAAAACGAGUACCUUUAUUUUUGAUGGACUGGAUCCAGACUGCCUACGAAAACACACCUUUCCUCUGUGGGAUGGAAAAGCCCCUUAAUGUUGCAGAAACACACAAAGUUUACUGUUAGAAAACUGCCGCUCUCAUGAAGAUAGUGAAAUCUACAGUUUGUCGGUUUGUCAUCCUGUUCUACUUUUAGAGCUGAUAUUGUAAGCACGACUACACGUCAUUUACCACAGCAGUUGGAUGGUCAUGAUUACUUUCUUGUUUCCUUGGUUGUGGUUUUAGUUGCCUCUUGUGAACUUCAGCAGAUGGUGCAGAUGAGGUAUUCGAAAUGGAGGAUUGGGGCGCUGCUCUUGUUGUCUAGUUUUUCUAUUGUUUGGACUGUUUUGUGAAGAAUAUAUCAAGGUGAACUGAAACUGGAACUGUUUUUCGCAACUUUGUGGUUAAUCAUAAUCGCCAUCUUACUCGACAUCCACAAUUGUAGUCAUUGUGGGCAUUCACAUCACCUCAUCACACUACAAUAUACAUGGGAGCUCUUUCCAGGUGAUGACCCACUGGUUCAUCAUCUGGAAAAUAACCUCAUCUACAGAAAUAACGAGAGUUUUAAAAAUGCUAAAACACGGAAGUAGGUCAGGAGGGGUGGGGUUCGUGUGAGACUACGGCGACAGAAAACGAAUCACCUUCCACCGCCAACGAUCAUGCUGCCAAACGUUCAGUUCCUCUGAAACAGAACUGGUGAGUUUCGGGUUAACUACUCCAUUCAGGCAAGUGGAGAAAUACCUGUGUGCAGGCCUUGACUGAAACAUGGCUUUCCAACAAUGACAGUGACAAUGACGGCUUAGAGAUUGAAAGGUCACGGGUUUUGAGCCAACUGAAAGCAACAGUGACUUCAGAAGAAAUCCUAAAGAAGAAGGGUUUGUUUCUUCAUGAACAAACGGUGGUGCAAUUGCAGUGGUGCAAUAUUGUCACUGUAAAAGAGACAAUACUUAAAGAGAGUCUGGAAGGGUACAUAAGUCAUGAAAGUCACAAAGAAGCUGUGGGUUGGAUGGUUUUAAAUCAUAAGGAUGUAGCAGAUAAUUUCAGUUAUUCUUAGAUUUGAUAGUUAAGAUUGUAAAGACCAAGUUGAACAGAUAAAACUCAAUACUGGCUACACACCCCAGAAUGAUUUUGAUUUUCGGCAGAACUAAAACUAAGAAGAGCCCUGAUCCUGAUAACAUCUCUAGUCAUCUUUUCAAACCGCUGUGCAGACCAGCUGUCUCUUAUUUUUCAUCUCCUCUUCAAGUGCUCCUGGAACAGUAAAAGGUUCCUGCACUUUGGAAGAAAUCAAUAAUUGUGCCAGUGGCAAAAAAACAGUCUCCAAACUGCAUCAGUGAUCUCAGACCGGUGACCUCUUCGCUCAUUAAGGCAUUCGAAACACUGAUCAAGUGAGAGUUGGUCAGUGCUGUGGGGGACUCACUGGAUAGAGGGGUCCAUGAUGUUGUUUUAACUUUUUCUAACUUUCCUUUAAAACACUGUAAGUUUUAUAUGGACUUUUAUUUUGCCACUGAGUAAUCUCUUUUUUAUGAAACUGGAACAUCAUUAAAAUCGCCCUGAUUGGACCCUGAAUGGCAACAGCGUGUGCAAACUGCGGAGUGAGUUAUGUGUACACAGUCAUUUGAUCCUCAUAUUAAAUAUUAACUCAUGCAGCUUAGGUGAAGUUAAUUAUUUUACAGGUAAGGUAUCCAAACGCGGGGUCAUGCUGGAACGAAACAAAUUCUUUUUUUAGGCGUGGACACAAAAUUCCUAAAUUAAUUAAACUAAGAGUAAACGUAGUGUACAGCCGAUGGUAACCAAACAUGACUGAGUCAUACAGUCUGUUUGUCUCCAGCAGCAGCAGCAGCAGUAGUGAAGUGUUUGACCUAGAUCUGCUCUGUCUUUGAAUGAUAGUCUUACAGUAAGCUGGACAGAACACUCUGACUGUGUAUCUAUGGAGACUGCAGAGAGACGAGCAUUCAGAGACACAGAUUUAAAAUGAAGUGAGAGAGAGAGAGGGGAAAAAAAAGACAUCAUGCAAAGAGAUAGAGAGUAUGCACGACAAAGAAAGCGAGGGAGGAAGUGAAAGAAAAGAGAGAGACAGAGUGUGUUAGAGAUUAAGGAUGAAGGAUGAAGCUGCUGACUGAUAACAGAGCGUGCAAAUUUGUAACACAAGAUUAACUGACAGCUAAAUGAAUUAUAAAUGCUAUCUGUAAAGUCUAAUAGAGCAGCAACUGGUCCACAGAGACCAGGCUCUGAGGACAGGAGGGGUCAGAUGUAAAUCCUGUGAGGUAACUGUGCUGCGGCUCGUCCUCUAGAAGAGCAGCUUUUAAUCUCUUAGUUCUUGUGGUUCCUGGUGGUGCAGGGUCUGUGUAGAAAGAGUGAGUCGAAAAGUCGGCUUACCAUUUUCAUUUUAUAUUUAGACACAUAAUCCUCCCCUCAGUCUGUCAAAAUAGAUGCUGAAGGCUCCACAGAUUGGUGAAUAUGAAACAACAUUUAUGAUAUUUAGUAGGGGUGGGCCAAAGCGUUGAUUCUUUGAUGUAUCACGAUGGAACAAGAGAAGAUCAAUUACGUUUAACAAAUGUUCAAAAAUUGAUUAUUUCCCAUGAAAGUGAAAUUACAGAAACAUCCAGAAGUUGGCAGCAACGAAAAAAGCUGCUUGGACAGUUUUAAGGGACCGACUCAUGACAGACUGUUAGCCAGAAUAGCGGCAGCUAACUCGCUGACUACUGUCACUUAGUGUAAGGGUUCACACUUUCGGGUUCGAAAUCCAGCGUGCCGAGGCAUUUCAUGUGAAGGAUUUUAUUCAUUCUGAUGUCUCUCUGUUCCCCGCCAAUUAUUUUUAUUUAAAGGCAUGGUUGAUGAUCUGAGAAGCAGUUGAAAAAAACUGAGCCGUUGAGGCGGAUUUGAAAAAUGCGUCCCGCACCCCACACACAAACUUCUCCCCUCUGUGCUCCACGGUAACUCCCCCCUGAACCUGUAUCGCCCUCCCCACGACACACCCCCUCUGGCAGAGCAAGCAGAAGAUCCUACGCUAGUUUCAAAUGGGAUUCACCAUGUCGAGUUGCUAGUGACUAGUGGCAGGAAACGCCAGCUCUGCUAGCGAGCACCGUCUGCAGCUGCCUGGACAGCUACCGUUUUGACAUUGCAGAGACUAAUAAGAGUUAUUUAUGUAACGUGUCACGAUAAAAGGCAGAAAUUACCUGUUCAACAGGCAAAACAGGUAAUUUGUUUUGCGUCCUUCUCCAUCAGAACUCCUGUAGCUAAGCUGCUAUGCUACAUUUAGCCGCUCAGAGCUCCGAGGAGGGCCGGGAGAGUGGGAGGGGAUGAGUCGGAACUAUGGGAAAGGGGUGUGUCGAAUACAGCGAGGUGAUUGGAUGGAGAGACAGAUUUUUCCCAUUCUUUUUUCUCUUCACUUUGUGAAGAUCGCACUAUAGAAAGAAAAUCGCUGUAUAAAUGAUGUUCAUAAUAAUUACCAAUCUCUCCAAUCGUCAAGCAAAAUUUGUUAUCGUGACAGGCCUAUGGAUAGCAAAAUGUUGGGAUGCUAUUGAAUACUUUGUUUUAAAGUCUUUAUUAUUACUGAUGUUGAGUUAUUAUUAUGACUUCAUGUUAGAUCAGAUUAUAGCUGACUGAACAAGCUAAUAGUUUAUGUUAUAAGAGUGGCUUUUUGUUGCGAAAAAAGUGUUGGAUCAUUCAGGACCACACUGGUGUAGUAGUGCUGCAUUUACUGUAUAUGAAUCUAAAAAUGACUAAAUAAUGGAGUUUUAAAAGUGCUGUCAAAAAUUUAAUUGUCAUAUCACAUCUCAGACACUGUUUCAGUUUAAAAUCUCUUUAUAAAGUUUUGAAAUUGGAUCUGAGCAGGCUUAUGUUCACUUUUUCUAGCAGAGGACUGCUUUAUCUUCAAAUACAGGAGCGUCGAAUCAGACAUACAGUACCUCACUGUUGGUAGUUUACAACUAAAAAUGUGUUUUUACUUCAUCUUUUGGUGAGAUAAACAUGUCUCCUUCAUUCAGCCCUCUUUGGUUCCCAUGUCCCAGCUUGGGAUUUGAAAAAAGUCACCCUUCAAGGCCAUAAUGUCUUCCUUCUUAAAUAAAAUAUUCAUACUUAUUCUUAGUCCCUGGCUGCAUCAUCAUCAUCACAGAAUGUUUGUGUGAAAUGAAGGCACUAAAACAGGGACUGCAGCGCUAAAAAGGCCGAUGAUAAGUUUGUGUUCUCCUUUUUUAAUGCAUCUCUAAAAGUCUUAUGUAAAAAAGCAGGAAGGAAAUGGUUUGAAAUCAGAAAGUAAAAGUAAAAGAGGAGCAUCUCAUAUUUUCACAGGAGUGUAUCCAGUGUUUUCAUUGUGUUUAAAAUUUCUGCUCUGUCCAGAUUAGAUGUGACUUUGAUUUAAAGCAGAGGGAUUUCUCUGUUAUAAAACGAAUCCAGCUCAGAUAACUCACACAGUCACGGUCACACACAGCAAUAAGCAUUUUUCAUUAUGGUCCAUUGUGGUGCAGAACAACCGUUGGCACAGAGUCGGCCAGUACGCUUGGCUGCCAGUCUGUGCCAACAGCAGGAUUCAGCAGUGGCAGCAGCAGAAGUUGGUGCUGGAAAAAGAGCCUCUGACAGCUCAUGAAUAAUUGAGAACUUCCUCCUUUCUCCAGGGAAAUGCAGCAGAGACAGUCUUAGAUUAAAUCCACAGAUGAGAUGGAGAGAAGAAGAAAAGGCAGAGGAGAGAGAAGGGAAUGACUGGUUGUAGGGUUAAAUGUGGCGUUGGUUCACAGCUCAGGGAAGGAAAAUAGAGGAAGUUUAGGGGCUGUGAGCAGUUUUUUAAACAACUGGCUUCUAAAAAUGCUCAUGAUCCAUUAAGUUUGAUUACAAAUUUAGAUGAGUUAAGCCUAAAACCCACAUGAUGCAUGUUGGCGCAUUCGUUCCCGUUAUAACCAAUGCAGCAUUGCACGCAGGAAGCGGCUCAGCUCCAUCCCAGAAGCAUCUCUAGUGCUGCUCUGCCAAAGAUACACGCACCCAGCAUGCAUCAAUCUCAACAUAGAAGAUCGUCCGAGACAGGAUGUCAAACACAGAAGAGGCAUAUGUCUUACGGUGAAGCCCAAAAUUAAAAACGACUGUAUCAGUUCGUUGUUUUGGUUAUGGAUUUAUCAUACAGACACAGAACAACCCAAGAUCAUUUACCAAAUGAUUCAUAUUUUUUUUCCUGUAAGAGCAGCCAUACUUAGUCUGUGCUGUUUCUGGUUUGUGCCAGCAGAGCGUGGCACUAGGUCCUCUUCAUGUUGGAUGACUGUCAUGAUGCACCGUGUGUUCACCAAGUCAUGGUUAAAUAAAUGUUCGAGUGAAACUUCACAGUGCCCUAUUAUUUCCACUGAUAUUCAGGUGAUUGAUAAGAGUUUCAACCAACUAGUUACAAACCCAAUGACCUGUCCCCAAUCCGUCUUAAAGGGAUAUUCCUGCAUAAAAUUGUCGACCGCUUGCUUCUCUUGUUAUACCAACUUUGGUAACGACCGCACACUAGCAAUACACAGCAGUCUGUGGAGCCAUAAACAAACCUCAACCAAAAAGCUACUCUAUAGCCACAAAUAACGCUCAGAACAGCACCUAACUUCAUCAACAGUAGGGUCGUAAAUGUUCUUCCUUGAGCUGUGUCACCCCUCUGUAGUCCGUAAUGGACUGGCCCGAGGUCUUGCUACAAACAAGCAGCUGCUGGAAGAGAGUAGGUGAGUUGUGUUUAGUCUCUUUGCUAAAGAAAUUAGGCAAAGUUAAAAAGAUGUUUGGUGACUAGUGCUAUGUCUGGGACCCUAUAUGUACUGUUGAUGAAGUUAGGUGCUGUUCUGAGCAUUAUUUGUGGCUACAGAGUGGCAUUUUGUUUGAGGUUUGUGUAUGGGUGCUCAGACUGCUGUGUGUUGCUAUCCUGCGGUCGUUACUAAAGUUGGUACAAUUAGAGAAGCAAAUGGUCAGCAACAUUCAUCUCUCGAGGGGGUGUCUAACUUGAUAGUACGGUGUGUUUGAUCCUAAAUUAAUUUUACGCCAGAAUAUCCCUUGAACCACAACAGAACUUUUAGCUGCUAACUCUAUCAGAAGGUAACCCCACAGCAAAUUGGAACAUAGUUUACUAAACACGAGUGAACCAGCAAAAAGCACUACAGUCACAAAAUAAUAUACAAAUUAGCAGGAAAUCGAUCACUAAAGACAAAACAACCUGUUGCGAGAAUGUUGUUUUCUGUACGCUGAGUUCAGCUGACCGAGGCUGCAAUCCGCUGCUUCUACGCUCAAAACAUUAUUCCUCUGGGGGAUGACGCGCGCCGCCUAACUUAGCCUAAACGUGAUGCUGACGGAUUCUGUGGUUUUCCGGCUUUAGUGCUUCUAUCAGUUCAGUUCAUUCUGACUCAUCAUGCAGAUGAAUCUGACGCUUCAGUUGACAGUAACAGCAACAUUUACUCACUGCAGGCUCUGCACAGUCAAUAAGGUUUACUGCCGUUGACAAAUUAAACAGACUGUAGGAGUGUGCUUAUGGAGGAGGAGUUGUUUCCUCCUCACAGUUUUUUAAUAAAGAGGGAAGUUUAUCUGAACGACAGAGGUAAAUGAUCCCAGGCCAUGAAUGCAAGACGGUAUUGUCAGAAGAUCUGGCUGCCCUGCAUUAAAAGAUAUGAAUCCUCUUUGAAAAUUUCAGAUAAUCCAGUGGUUCCCCAACUUUUUCUGCUGGGCCCUUUGGUAGAUGAAAAUCGUUUCAGGCUCCCCCUACCCCUGACCAUACAUAUCAUCAUGUAAAUGAAAAAUAUCAGUUUGUGACACCGUCCAUCACAAAACUGCAAUUGUUUUAAGAAUAUACUUUAAUAAGGCAUCAAACUUCUGUAGAAGCUUCUUUUAAAUUCUGAAUUUCUGAGGGUGCACAAUUUCCUGUAAAUGAAAACUUAGAGAACAUCUUUAAAAUGUGUUCUUCCAGCCCAGCAAGAAGUCAGUGGCUGCAGUGAGCUUGUUUUAUGCCACAGAUCUUCCCCAGUCUUGGGUGCAGCUGUGAGACUGUCACUCUCAGUUAGUUUUCAAUGUCCAAUGUCUCAAUGUUUUGAUCUGCACUCGGUCUUGAUGGAGGCGACUGUAGAACGUAGGAUGUGGCAAAAGGGAGGAGUGAAAAGUCAAGGCUCUCCUGCCCAGCGUUGCGUACUUCGUCUCCAAUAGAAAAUACUUUUGGAAAUGUGUUUUAAGGGCAGAAAUGUGAUUAAUCAGGCACGGUAAUACUGUUUUCUGCAGCUUGCUAAACUCAAUAAAGGAUUUCAAGCUUAAAUGAAUCUAUAUUACCUCCUGUAACUCCCUGCUCCCACAUCUCCACUUCUCUUAUGAAUGAUGUGAUUUUAUCUUCCAGCUGUGGGAGGUGUGUCUUGGUGUUAUCACAUGUCACUUGAAACACACUUUGAAGCUUCAUGAAGAAGUUAUCUUUACACUUAUGGGCAAGCUCAUUACACUCCUCCUACAAAAAGCUUAUACUAUGAAAAUUAUAAUGACUAUAAUGCAGAUCUUUUAUCUAAGGACAGACUAGCAAAUAAGACUUUAUCAUAAUAAACAAAAGUAAAACAGAAGGCACUGGCAGACAGAGAUGCUCUUUAGUAUAAAAGUUGACAUAUUGGAUGAUUCACAGAAAAGUUGGUGUGUUGCUUUAAGUGGCAGUAAAGCCUGUCAGUGUCCUGCAGAGGAACAAGUAACAAGGACAGCAGCUCCUGUCUGUACUGACACAUCCUGUCUCCCUCUGCUCUCUACCUGUCUGCUCAGUACUCUGCACGUCUGUGUGUGUCCAUGUCACCCUGGAGAGAUGACUUUGUCCUCACACAGCGGAAGUUUGAGACAGCGUAGUGACACAGCAGGAAUACGGAUGUCACAGUUGGAGGAAAUAAGAACCCUCUAUACACCCUGAUGUUAAAUUUUGUAGGUGUUUGUGCAGGUGUGUGUGUGUGUGUUGACUAGUUAAAGAUUUAACCCUCUACAUUUGCAUCGAUCAUUACUGCCUGUUCUUUCUGCUCUUGAGCUUAAAAGUAUUUUGGUAUGAUAUUUUUGGUAUGAUGAUAUUUUUGGCUCAGUCACAACAGGACAUUCUCUGUUAAUGUUCUGCAUUGAAACUGUUUAAGAGUUUACUCCAGCUGCUGUUGGUUUAUCUUACUCUUAUGCUACUCUCAGGUAUGAAAAAUAAUAAGGCUUUGGGAAACCUACCUCUACAAAUGGCAGAAAAAAAUAAGAAAGAUAAAACAUUUACUUUAAAUUAAUUAUGCAUCAUUUCACGAACAGUAAAAUAAGCUAUAAAUUUUAACACCCUCUUAGUAGCAAUAAAAAAUGACAUUAUCGACCAGGAAAGAUCCUGACAGUCUCCCUUCUUUAUCUUGAUUUCUUUUCUUUUUCACAUUUUUGUAAAUGUCUGUGAUUGGAACAACAAAAAGGAGGAAAGUGAUUAUUGAAAUUUCAAGUGUAAAGUCAUAAGACCACGAGAAUUAAGCUGGAAGGAAUAAGGUUACUUUUCUCUAUUGUAUAUGAAAUUUUGAGAUGAUAAUGGGUGCGUAUUAUGUGGAAUCUUCAUGCCAGAGUGGGUGAUAUCAUCGGCUAGAGUGAGAGAAGUUGCAUGAAAUUGUCAGAAACGUUUCUCUUUCCAUGCUCUUCCCAGCCAGAUUACAUACACUGAUUACAACACAAUGUGUUUCUCUAAGACUUACAGAACUUAAAUACUGAGUCUCUAAGUGCAGUGAUGUCUCUCUCUAACCCUCAUUGAUGCUAAUACAUAGAUUUUCUAAGAGAAGCAGAAGGGAAAGCGUGAAAGCAUCCAUGGAGUCCUCAUGAUGACCACAGUCUGCUUUUUUUUUGCAAUAGGAACUAUCGUUUUGUCAGAAUACACCCGGAUGUGAGACCAGCAAAGAGGCCAAAAAUCCCUCUUUUUCUCAUUUUGACUGCCUCAGCCUGCGGUGCGUCUAUCGCCACAGGCAAUCACCCCAAGUUGCCGUGGCAACCUGUAGGCCUCAGGCCAGGCUCACAGCUGAUACCAAUUCACUAAUUAGGGACUUCUCUGACAUCACUGCAUUACUGAAUUACUUUGAGAGUAAAUUGAUCAAAGAUGAAAUUCUGACUCUAAAUCAAAAACCUUAUCAAGGCAACGGUGGAAAUGCACUGAGGCACUAAUUUGCCUGGAGGCACUAUUGGUAUAUUGUAGAUUUUUUUCUUAUUCUUCUACAGGACAAAUUUCUAUUUGUUGCUAGUCCUACAUAUCAAAACGUGCGAAAACGGUUCGACUGGGAUCAGUUCGACUGGGAUCAGUUUUCCAUUACUGUUUCCAAUAUGUUGCGAAAAAACUUUUUUUAAACACUGAAGUCAACGGGACAAGCAAAAAAAAAAGAAAAAAGAAAAGAGCAAAUAUUCAAGGUUUUCAGAGGCCUGCUGUCGGCUAAGUCUUUUUUUUUUUUAAGUGUUUGUUGUAGGUGUGCUCCUAUAAUACCACAAUGCUACUAGUAUUAAUUCUUUUAAAUCUCUGAAGAAUCUCAUCAUAAUGUACACACCCCUGCAGUAGUCCUUGUAGCCCUUUCAAAAUUUCCCAGAAGGAAUUUUCUAGUUUAACAUACGAUACAUACAAAUGAGCAGUGAGAAUGUGUUAAUAAUUCAACAGAGAGAGCGAUCCUUUGUGUCACACAGCCUGCUGUAUGUGUGAGGGUAGCAGACUAUAAAAAGGGACUGAGGUGAGGAGAGAGGUAGAACUAGUUCAUACUAAUGACUUACAUUAGAGUGACCAUACGUCCUCUUUUACUGGGACAUGUCCUCUUUUUUGGGGGCUGUCCUGUCUCUCUGGCCUUGUCUAGGGGAGUUUAUAAAAUCCUUUUAAUGUCUGUGGUUUUGUAUGGAAGUUUUGAGCUAAUGUCACAUGGAUUUACUCAGCUAGAAGCAUGUAAAAAACACUCGACUCGACCCGACUCUGUGACUCCGUCCAACGUAGUCAUGUCCUAUUUUUGGGGGAUUCAGGAUAUGGUUACCCUAACUUAGCAAGGUUCUCUGACGGGUCCUGAUUAAAAAGGUAUCAAACUAGACUUUCCUCUGCAACACUUACAUCUCAUCACACACAAUUGUACACACACUGUGUAGUGACUCCAUAGACCUAAGUGCAUUUCCUUUAUCAGUCACCUUAUCACUGUAUUGAUCCUUAACAUGCCAGGUAGGGUUCCCUGGAAAAAUCUUUACCCACUUCCUUUUAUCAGUCAGAUGUGCCACUUCCUGAAAAUCUACAUCAUGUAAAUAAAGGUUAAUCUUAAUCCAUUAUCCAUUUUAAUCCAUUAUCCUCUUUUCGUCUCAAACUCAGUCUUGAAUUUCCUCUUCAACCUGCUGCUAAAAGAUCGUUAGUACCUUGUUUUUAGAUUCUGAAGGAGUCAUCUAUGUAAAGUUUGUCAUCACAAUGACUGAGGUCUGUUGAAAAGUCAACCAACUCCAGAGAACUUCCUGCUGACUCUUUUUGACAUUACAGUGUGCAAAACAGCGCCUACAAAUGAAAUGGCCCUUUUUCUACCCGUUGUGUGUGUGUGUGAUUGUGUGUGUGUGUGUGUGUAAUGUCCACCCUCACACUCUGACUGUGCCCUCUCUAACAUUGGCUCCAUUGUGAUCCUAAAUGUUUUGAAUGACAUCACUUGAGUGCAGCACAGAGAGGAAUAAUAAAGACGCCACAAUACACAGAGCCUUGUGAUAGUCUGUCUGUGUCUGUGUGUCUGUUUUUGUGGUAGAAUGGCGUCAAACUGUGAGCGUCAUAUUAGUGUACAUUGUGUUGUUGCUAAUGGGGGAUGAAUCAAAUUAACAUUUAAAGUGUUUUAUGCGUGACUGUGAUCACUGACGAGUGAAUUUAGAAUUUUUUUUUUAAAUCAUUGUUGUCGCUCUUUGACUUUGACUUCUCUAUGUAGUUUGGUGUAAUCCCAGACAGUGAGAAGACAUUUUUGUUGCAUUUGCUGGUGUUUACAAGUGUUUUCUUCUUUUUUUUUUUUUUGGUUGAAUUUAAGGUUAGACCGAUUAGGGGCCAUUUGGCCAAUUAUCAGGGCCAAUUUUUGUCAUUGGCCAACUAUCCGUAUCAAACCUUGUAUUUUAGGUCUGUUUUCACUCACCUCUCUGUCUCAGCUAAUGUCCCACCCACAGCACUACCUGAUUGGGUAGACAUCACAGAACCAUGAGACUCAUUAACUGAUAACUAUUAAACACUUGUUUGAGUUAAGAGUUUGUUGUAGUAUUGUAAAUCCUAAAUUUUGGUGGAAAGUCUCUUGUUUUUAUCGUUAAUAUUGAUUUCAAUUACCAGUUCCCAGUAUUCUGAAGUUUUUCAAAAAAUGUGAUAUCAUCAUGAUGUUUUAUGGCCACAGUCAAUGUAAGGCCACAGGCGGAAAGAAGGAAAAAAAAGCGGAAAAUCUUGCCACAAUCAUUGAGUCAAAUGUAUGCAAAUUUCAUUGAAUAUUGUAUUUCCCUUCAGUGAUCAAUAAAGUUUUUAUCUCAACAGCUUAGGACAAGAGAUGCUUUAACCUUUUGUUUUUACUUUGCGAAUCAAAGGAUGUUUUUUGUCUCAUUCCCACAAAUUUAGUUGGUGCAAAGCUUUGUAAUCCAUUUGUGAAUCACACCCAAUGUCUCUAAAAUGUUUGAGUAGUUUUAUACUUUGUGCAUUAUUCCCAGCUCUUCACUGCUGACCUGUAUGAUGAUAUCAAAACAGUAAUUGACCCUUUUUGUUUAAAAGACAAAUGAAUUAUGUUCUGGAGAGUCUGAGGCAUCAAACUGAAUCUCUUUUUUUCUGAAGAUCUCCUGUGUGCUGUAUCACACUGAUGAUUCAUAAUGUGUGUGUGGGCACAGUGUGAAACAUGCAUGAGCAGAUCUGUGAGGCAUGUUCUCUUUUAGAAACACCACUUUCUCUGUGAGCUCUCUGUUUUCCUGGAUUUUUAAUCUGUCCGUGGAGGCUUUGUUUCAAAGAGAUCAUUGUUGUUUAAGAUUUAUCACAUUAGAAAGAUAUAAAACAACAAUCUAAUUUUCCUCUUCUAUGUGGACAGUUCAAGUUCAAGUUUUUACAGUUCAAGCCAGGGCUGCAAAACAAAGAAGUCAGAAAUUGGCAGAACUUUUGGAGAAAAGAUUUUGCAGGUGACAAACACAUUUUACAAACAACAUAUAAACAUGUUUAUAAUGUUAACUUUUAGGACUGGGACAAUAUGCUUUUCUCCUGAUUUGAUUCUUCUACGAUUUUUUGGAUACCGAUUCGAUUUAAAUCGCGGUUCUACGAUAUUGUUGAUUUUCUCAAUUUUUAGUCUGCAUUUUUAACACCAGUGAAACUGUUUAAUGAUUGAUUGUUUACUGACUAUUCCAGGAACCAUAUUUCCCCCCAAAAUAAACAUCACAUGUAAGUCCGUUUUUAAAAUUUAUUCUUACAUUUGAAAAAAAAAAAAGAUUUUUGAACAUAAAAAUUGAUUUAAAACUUGUUAAACAAAAAAUCGCCAUACUUAUGUGAAUCCAUUUUUUCUCCCACCCCUAUUAACUUUAAAGUUUGUGUCUUUAAGCAAUAUACAAUUAUCUUGUCCUCCACAUGCUAAAGUAGUUUAUUCUGACAAAAUAAAACAAGACAAAAAACAAACUAACUUUAAGCAAUCAUAUGUAUCAUUUAUUCUGACCAUUUUAUGCCUAGAUUCUAAAAACAGUGUUGUUUCUUUAGCUGCUCAGCUGACGCCUUCCCCUCCCACCGGUCUGAGGCACCAAAAUGUACAAUUUAAAAAAACAAUAAUCUUGUUACUGGUGGUCUUGUCUGCUGUUACAGGUGCUAUAUGGGAUGUUCCCCAGCCUCACCUGCUGCCUCCUAUCAGUCAGGAAGCUGGUGAUCUGCUAGGUCCACUGCUAGGUGGGGUUGGCCACCUAUCAGUGGAGCUGGGCCAAUUUGUGGUGGAGAAGUUCAGGAAUAAUGGUGUUGAAUGCCAAGCUGAAGUCCACAUACAGGAUCUGAGUGUAGGUCCCCAUGUCCCUGCAGUGUUGAAGUGGAUAUAGUGCAGUCCCAUGUUUACUGCAUCAUCCACUGACCUGUUUGCACGAUAGGCAAACUGCAGGGGGUUCAACAGAGGGCCUCUGAUGUCCUUCAGGUGGCUGAAGUGUCUCGAAGGUUAUCAUGACCACAGACGUCAGGACGACGAGCGUGUAGUCAUUUAACCGCCGUAACGGCUGGUUUCUUGGGGAGUGGAAUGAUGAUGAUUUGGAUUGGUAUGAUUUUUGUGAUCAGGUUGAUCCUGGUGUUGCUUCAUUUGCAGUAGUUUUAGGCUAUGUUUGGUAUGUAUAUUUUUAUAAGAAGGAAUAUCAAAUGGGCAGCCUGUGCUUUACUUAAGAACAGAGAGCCUGUUUCACAAAAAUCUUGUAAUGAUGCAAGACACUUAACAGUCUGAACCUUUAAGAGACAAAAAAUGAGCUUUUCGUGGACUUUAAUCAUUUAUUAAAUUGAUCAUUGAUUAUGUUGCCACUAGUACAGCCUGUUGCACAGCUUCCAUCAAUCUACUUGAGAAAAUCUAAAACUUUGUGCACCUACCAGACAAAAAUAGAACCCAGAAUAAAACAUUCACUUUUUGCAAGUCAGGCAAGGAAGUAAUCUGAGGUUAAAGGAUUUGCUUGAACUUGCUUGAACUUGCUUUAACACUCCACCAGGGAGACCACAGCCGUUUGAGAACUCCAUGAAGACUUGAAUUUAUAAAAAUCUCGCUGUGAUCUUUUAUAUCUCCCUGAAUAUUCAUGGGUAUGACUCAUGUUUGAGUAAUAAUUGUCAAGGAAGGGUCAGACAGGUCAAUUAGUUUUCCAGGUGGUCACAGAGAGGUGCAGCGAUCAGUCUGCUCGGUAUUUGUCUUUGAAGGUGGUCACUACGUCAGAUUAGACCUCCACAGUCAUAAAUUCUUGCUGUCUUGGCACAGUAAUGUUAUCUCUCCUCCUCUCCUCUCCUGCAGUCUAAAUCUGAUUUAUGAACAUCCACUUCAGGGCGUCUGCUGCACGUCCAGGUCAGAGUCUGCCUUCCUGAUUGGAUUUUUAACCACUGACGGUUUUCAUCUUAUAUACCAAGAAAUAGGAAUAACCAGAGACAGAGAGCAAAAUUGUGAUGUGAAAAUGUUUACUCGGUUGAGUUCACUCUGCACUUUAGGUAUUGAUCAGACAUAAAUUGUAAGCUUGUGAUCAGGAAGAGAGACUGACUGUGAAAAUGUUUUGGCAGCAGAUUCUGCAUGUUAAGCACACCAGAAAUCCUUCACACUCUGGAGUAAUAGAUCGAUACGUGAUAGUGGGCAAUCUAUUCCAGAGUGAUCCAUGAGCGAAGAGAUGGGAACUGACAAGCAGAGGUUCACUGUAAAGAACUAUAAUCGAGGUUCACCUUGUAGCAGAACUGCAGCACUGACAGUAGUUUGGGAUUUUGCAGGAGUCAAUCAAUAAACAGUAAAAUAAUGUUUGUGUUCUGCUUAUUUUUUUCUUAUAGUGGGUGUUGGCCUUUGAGAUCUUCAUCCCGCUGGUCCUCUUUUUCAUUCUGCUUGGUCUGAGGGAAAAGAAGCCGGCCAUUCCUGUCAAGGAAGGUAAACAAACAUGUCAGGACAUGGAUGGAGACAGCAGGGGGAUAAGUCUGAUGAUCAAAACCACUUUAUUAAAGAAUAGUUGUUACUUUUAUGGAUAGGGCUCAUCAAAACGUAACCAAAAUCAAACACAGGAGGCGCCAAAAUUGAUGCAAACAAAAAAUCAGGUGAUUUGCCACACCUCUACAGGAAUAGUUUGGUAAGGGUUACGGGCAAAACCCACUCCACUGCAGAUUGGCUCCGGCCGCUGGAUCGUAUCAGAUAUGCAAGGCUUCUAUAUUUGCCAGACGCCGAAGCACAGUGCAUCAAUUUAGUGCAGUGCAGCACGAGCAGCAGCGGAAGUUGUAUGCGGUAAAAUAUCCGAUUAAUUUUCAAAAUAAAAUAAGGUCAAUACGUUGAACUGUUCUUAACUUGGUAAUAGGAGAGGCCAGGGUUGUCGGAUGUGGAUGUUUAUAUACACCGCCGUUUAUAUACACCAAUCGGUGGAUCCCAGUCUAUGACUCCCGGGGAAACACGCGAGAGCUCGUGAGAUUUCAUCCAGUCUCGCGAGACAAAAGAGUCUACCUCUUAUUUAAGCGCCCGUUAUUCCGCCAGAGUCUCCAGUAUUUACUUUGUUUUCUUGCUUGUGUUGGUAGUCGUGGCACAAAGGAAGAUUCAGACAACUUUUCGUACUUUCUGGUUGGUUUCUACUGUCCGAUAUUGUAGCACGCUAACUUUGUUUGGGCUCGUGAACGACACGAGGGAGCAGCGUCUGCCUCACAGCCAAUCAGGUUGGGGAGGUGGAGAAUGGCUUUGUUUACAGUCAGAAAGAGUGGGCCACUCAAAAAAGUUAAAAUGUUGACUACACAAACAUAACAAAACACAGCGACAUCGUUAUAUUGCCAAAUGUCAUCAAUAACUAAUAGUUAUUGACUGAUAUUAAAGCUUUUUUAUAUAUACACCACAAAAAAAUGCUUCUUUAAUGGAAUCCUGCGUACCCCACCUUUAAGUACUUGCUUUCCACGUUUGCAUCCCAAGCAUGUUGGGUUCGGGUGGGGGAUGGCGCUUGUUCAGGUGCAGGAGGAGGAGUAUUCAGGUGUGGUGAGAGAUUUUAUGUUCACAUCAAUACAACACAAACACAAGAGUAGAACACGUAAUACAGACAGCUGAGGUGAGGAACUCAAAGAAGGAAAAAAUCUCAUAAAUCCGAGAGAAAAAUUAGGUUGGUUACAAUCAGGAGCUUAAAGAAACACUUCGCUGCCUACAUCCUCUCACUUUGCCCGACACUGGUGGCUUCAAGUUGUAGGGCUAAAGGUGGAACGAAUGCUGCAGAUUUGCAUGGGUUUGAAGAGUCAGAUGGUGAACUAGUGUUUAAAGUGCACCUUCUAUGCUUUUCACGUCAGGCUGCAUCAAGUUUGUGUUUAUUUAAAUCCAGAGGGUGAACUCUUCUGCUGAGUCAUGUUUGCCUGCAGUCAUAAAGAUGCUUCUGUGCAGCUUCCUCAUACAUCUGCUGCGUUACAGAUUUGUGACCUCCACCAUGUGCUGUAGUGUUUGUGCUCAUUUUUUAGUGUUGUUUUAAUUCAUGAUCGAGUUUGUUGUGCAUGUUCACACACGCUUUAGCACUUCUGCCCAGUUUUAUGUUGGAGGUUUUUGUCUUUUAUUUCAUCAUUUUUUGUUUCUGUUGUUCUUUGUUUCUCUCUGCUUGUUUUUUUUUUUUUCUUUCCUGUGCGUGAUGCAUGUUCACAACAUGUUGGACGGAGCAGUGUGUAAGUGUUUUCAUCAGUUCGUUUUAUCCUGACUCCAUGAUCCUGGCUGACAUGAUACAUUCAUGACAAACAUCUCCUGGUUGAUUUAACCUGUUAACCUGUUUAUCCUGGUUUGGUGUGUGUUUUGAUCCUAUUAUACAACAUAAAUCUGUUAUUUUCAGCCACUCAGAGAUUCACACAGUCUCAUGUUGUUCUAAAAAUAGAAGCCCUUCCUCGGUAAAGGUCUCUUGCCAUGAAGUGAUACAGUAGAGCUCUAAUCUUAUGUAUGGGACUAACAAACCUGUGUAUAUUUAUGCCUGUACGCUCUCUUGCUGAGGUGAUCUGAAAUGUUUGAAGGACUCUUUUGUAGACUGUUAAAUAUCAAGUCUGACUCCUGUUAUGUACAGAUUGUUACUGUGCAUAUGCAACUCUUACAGGAGAUGAGAAUGAAGCAAGAUCUCUAACUUAUAUCACAAAGUAAACUUAAAAAGUAUCUCACAAAGUCUUUUAUUUUGAAACUUCCACUAACUUGGUCUUUUGAAUGUAAUACACACAGGGCCUUAUUAGAGCUGUCUAAAAAAUAUCAGGGAAAUGAAUUUGGGCAUGUUUGCCCACAUCUUGCUCGUUAAGCACUUAGGGCGAAGAGAAGGGCAUUCAAGUCCCUUUAUUAUUCAAAGGUGUGUUUUGUGUGUAAAAUCUAAUUUGGCAGAGCUUCAGCCUUCAGCCUCUUACGGGGCGUUUACACCACGUGAAAAUAAAAUCAUUUAUGCUAGUGAAUUGCAUGAGGUGUCAAUAGGAAGAUGUGCAUUCUUGUCAAACAACAUCAGUAGCUGCGUUUACAUGGGCACAAAAAAUCAGAAUGAAUGCCCGAUCGGAAUAGAAAUGUGUCAUGUAAACAUAUCGAUGGGAAGAUUCUGAUCCAGUUCAGCUCAGUCGGAAAGAGGGGUGGUUUAUGUUGAUCGUUAUUCCGAAACGCGGUCAUUUAAACACUUAUUCCGAUUGUGACUCUCUUACCUGACUCGAUCUUUACUCUUUAGCCUUUGUCUUACUUAUUGAGGCCAGAACAGGAGGUUUCAUUGUUAACACUCUGGCAUAAAACACAACCACAGGUACCGUGUCUGCUCCUCUGGUAACAUAACAAGGCGUACGUACAGCGUAAUGAUGUCACAUCUGCACGCAGAGUGCAACCUUUGACAGAACGGUAAAAUAAAUGCGCAAGGGCGCCAUCUAGUGAUAUUUAACAAAGGGAAAAAUCCUGAAUUGGAUGGAGUGAGCCACUACCAUGUUUGUUGGUUUGUUGGCAGCACAGGUGUAAAUACAACUCUUCUUCUGCUGAUGUUUUAGCGAAAUUAAACAACUCUGCGCAUGUCCAAAUGCUUCUAAUCUGAAUAAAGCUUUAUGCAUGUAUGCACGUCAUGAUUGAAUUAUUUGAUUUUGCACCCAUAUAAACAGUGGAUUCAGAUUAUCUGAUCCCUCAAAUUUUUUAAUCGGAUCAAGAAAUUUUGCACAUGUAAACGUGGCUAAUGAUGCAGAUGUGGUGGGGGGAAUAGUGUGAAUGAAGAAGACUAUACCCACAAACGUCAGGAAUUUUAUUCAAAACUCUACUCUCUUCAUUUGAUUUUACUUGCAAUAGGCUCCCAGGUUUGACUAAACACUGUAAUUUUAACCGGCUCCACUAAAGGAAAUUAAGUGAGUCCACUUUUAUUACCUCGCCCUGAUGUAAAAUACUACAUAGGUGGACACGGGCUCCUAAAAAUGUGUCUGACAGGCAUAAAUAUAUCAGUUGUCUCCUUCAUGCAGCCUUGGACUAACUCAGUUUUUCAUGUUUUUUCACUGGCUUCAAUGGCAGAGACCUUAUUCCAGAGUAUUUGGAGUUUAUUGAUAAAGUUUUAUAAAUAAAACUCAUCUCUAUGCUGCCACUGUCCUGCACAUGCUCAGACAGUGUUUAUUUUCAUCUCUACUGCUUUUUUGAACAGUCAGAUGUAACCCUUGAGGAUUCUGUAGAUUCCUCUGAAAAUGAUCCCGUGGCAGCUGUAAAAGAAAUUAAAAUUGACUGAGUACAAAUGGACAGUGUUGUAGCUGAUGGUUUUGCUUGUUUUUCUGAGUCAUACAGAGGCAUCAGUAUUGAUUUCAAUCUGUUUUAUAACCAGUUUAAAAAAAAAAAAAUCCUCUCAGGAGAUUUCACUCUUGUCUGUUGUUUUUGGGUCUCUAAAUGGCUGAAAAAGUGGAUUUAACUCUGUCGUAAGAUGGAAAUAAUCAUUUUAAAUCCUUCUCCAGCUGUGAGUGUUUUCCUCUCAGUCCUGACACAUCAUGUCAGAGUAUUUUUGAAUAUUAUCAGUAGACUAUGACAUUCUGAUGGCUGGACAGAGAGGAACACACAAAAAUGAACAUCAACUAAUCAGUAACUCGCACACUUACAUUUAUAAACAAAUGGAAAGUCAACAGGUAAUAACAGGAUUUUGAGGCUGAUCAUUAUUUGAUUGUGUCAUUCUAUUUCGCACUCAGCAAAAGUGAAAAAAUAAUAGCAAAUAAUAUUUUUUGUGACUUUCUUUUUCUACCUGUGUGUCCUAGUGUGUGUGAUUUUGAGUGUAUGGAUGAAUUUGCUCUUGUGUGUAAUAAAUAUAUUGAUCUGCACAAAAAGCUGCUGUUUUAAUUGGUGAAUUGCUGUUAAUUACAUAUAAUUCUUGUAUGGUGCUCGGGUUUUGGAAAGGGAUGUCCUGAUACAAUAUUGAUAUUGGAUAUCUGUCCAAUAUCAGCAAAAAAAUAAAUAUCGGAUUAUAUUGGCUUGCAUCUAAAAUCUCCGAUAUCAGCACUCUGAUGCAAACAGUCCAUUCCAGACUCCGCUCCAGCACCUCUAUCUAGCAGCAUGCAGAACCCACGUAAUCACAACAACAGUGUGUACUAAGGUGCUAACAAAGUAGCAAGGAGUAAGAGUGAUGUCGGCCAUUUGUAUCGGCCAAUACUAAAGGUUACAAUAUCGGUAUCAUAUCGGAAGUAAAAAAGUUGUAUCGGGACACCCCUAGUGGUGGACUAUAAAGGAGAAUUCUGGUAUUUUUGAAAAUUCUGCAAUUCUUUUUGUCAAAUCUUUUUUAAAACCAGGCACAUUUUUUAUAACCAUACACUGUGGUCAUGUAAUGGUUUCUUAGGAAGCAUUAAAAAAGGUUAACGAUAAAUACGCCAACCAUUUUAAACCUAAACUAGAAACAGUCCAAAAAAAUAGCUGGUUAGUUUUCAAUGCUGACCAGUCAUUUCUAAAUCUAGAUCCUUUCUGUUACAUUGUCAGAUGCUGGGAACAACAAUCAGCCCGUCUUUGUCCAAAUAAAAACCUCCAUUGGAUAUUACUUUAUCAGGAUUUGAUAAAUAACAGUUAUUACAGCACAAAUUUAUUCUGCCAUACAGCUGAAAAGACCUGUAGGGAAUUAUGAAUAUUGUUUGCCUAUGUUGGUAAAUCAUUAUAAAAUCAUAAUACCAGAAAUCGUCUUUAUACUGCCACUUAAGUUUUCAGCUGAAUUAAACUGUGAAUACUGAUUAACAUUUGAUCAUGGUUUUUGGUGUAAGCAAGCUGGGCAGAGAGGUGCACAAGUCAAUGAUCUGAGUUCAUGGACCUACAUCACCUAUCAAAUUUUUAAAUUGAUAAUUAUCUCUUUAUAUUUUUAUAUACCAUUUAAUAAUAGCUACAGACCCUUUCAUUGCUGAUAAAACACCUGUGUCUGAUGUCUGACCUAAUAACUUAAAAAAAGAAAGCUCAGUUUCUGGUUUUUCUCUGUAAUAAAACUCAUAAGCUGUUUUUUUUUCCAGUUUUAUUUAGUGCUGAACUUUGGAUAACUUGUUAAAAGUAUUUAUAUUCAGGAGACAUAAAUAAGGCUUCUAAAAAUAUCUGGUGCACAUUUCAAACACAAAUUAGCACAGUCUACAAAGUCAACAAAGUUGUACUGCAUCCAAUCCGAACAGUGCAGAUGGGAGAUUUUAAUUUCUCCUGAGAGUUAAUCAAGCUCAAAAACCAAACUCCGGCUUUAUUUUCUCACUAUCUGUUCUGCAUUUUCUGCUCAGCUCUCUAAGGCUUUUAAAAACACAGUUUUAGGAGUUCACAUUUUAUUGAUCUCACCCUUUUCAGGAGCCUACUUCCAUCCCAAAAAUGCAGAUUUACCUCAUCUUUGUGAGGUAGAAAUAGUCUGUGCUCUCUUAGAAGCUUGUUUGAGAGAUAUCUUUGCCGCUCAGGGUUAAGGUGUUGACCAAAUCUCUUUACGAAUAUGAAACAUAAUUGAGGCAAAUGCCAUGACUUUUAACGUUGUUGCUAUUACAAGUACCCCUUAUGCUGAAGUUGCCUGGAUUGCAGGACAGGAUGUUGCUUCACUUCUACCAAACAGAGAUGGACAAGACCCAGUAGUAGAUUUGUUUGGAAUUUAUCAUGUUUUAUAUAAACCGUUCAAAGCCUAUAUUUAUCAGAAACAAUGCAAUGACAAUAUAGCCAUCACUGAAAAAGAUCUUUGUUUUUUAAUCUAAAGAAGUUACGUCUAGGAUAAGCUAAAAAAGAAAUCUGAAAAUCUAUUACUGGGUAUAGAAGCAGCAUACAGAGAAGCUAAAGUAAAGAUGAGAAGUAUAAUGAGACUGGACUCAAAAACACGACACAGUCUCUGAUGGUAUCGUGACAGAUCCAUUCGGGCACCAGAAGAAUAAAUCCUACUCAUGUUUGAAAAUGAUAACACUGGGAAACGUGAGCUGUUGGACAGCAUGGAGUGUUUUUGUGGGCGAAGGAAGUGUCCACACUUACUGACGAGCUUUAGCACAACAGUAACCAUGGCAACGUCGGCCUUUUAAUAAUGAAUCGAUAAGAAAAACCACGGUCCAUGUUUCCAUCAUUUAGCUCUUAUUGUCUGUGUGUUCAGUGUUGACAUGUGUCGACCUCUCUGCCCGUUUAUUGCUGUUUGUCCUCUCCUCCUCCUCCUCCUCCUCCUCAGACUCAAACACAGAAUCUCUCCCUCUGCUCUUUUAAUCUCAUCAUAUCUGUUGUUUUCAUCCUCCUCUUUUUUUCUUUAUCUUUGUCUUUUUCUUCCUCUCUGCUCUGUUUUUUGUUUUCUUAUUUUGUUUUCUUCCUCCCUCCCUUCAUUUUCCAUCCUCACAUUCAGCUUUUUACAGCGCCGCACCUCUCACCUCGGCUGGCAUCAUUCCCAUCAUGCAGUCUCUGUGCCCGGACGGACAGAGAGAUGAGUUUGGUUUCCUGCAGUACAAGAACUCCACGUGAGUAGACUGUUGUCAUUCAUGAAACUGUUAUUGGUGGCUGGAUGCCUCCUAUUGACUAUGUUUUUUUUGUUUGCUUUUUUAAAUAGUAGGACUGUAGAUCAUGUCAUCCCCUCUUUUUUUUAAAUUUCCUCUUGUUAGUGUGACCCAGCUGCUGGAGCGGAUCAGCGAGGUGGUUGAACAGAACCGGUUCUUCACAUCUGACCGGCCUGGUUUGGGUCAAGAGCUGGAGACACUGCAGCACCAUCUGGAAAGUCUCAGCUCAUCUCCGUUACCUCUGGACUACAAUUUGAACAACAGCCAAGGUUUGAUACACAACAACACUUUAAACAAUAAGUUGACACCUCCCCCUACUGCACUUCCACGCCCAUCUUGGAGCAGCUCAGUGCGCCAAUUUACCAAAUUGGCUAGGUACAAGGCUGCGCUGCAUGAAUUUACCACUGAGCGGGAUGCACCACCCUCCAACGUGUUGCCAGCAGACAGGAAUUUAGUGCCCAUCAUCUCUGACUAAAUGUGAACUGAACAUCAAGACUUUAUAGUGUAGCGUAAAAGUCCUGUAUCUAGGCCUGUCGCGAUAAUCAAUAAAUCGCCUUAUCGCUCGGUAAAUAAAAACGAGGUCGGUCAUUUUGCCAGCCUCGAUAAUUGACGUGCGUUUGUUUUCCUCCUCUCUCGCUACCAAACACGCUGGAUGAGAGAAGAGGUCUCACUCUGCGCAUUUUUCUCGGCACCUGGGGGCGUUGGCUCUAUAGCGGAAUGAACGGAGUUAGUGAACCCUCCUGUCAGUCAUUCAGUGUCUUUGUUACGAGGGGGCUGGCGCGCACAGGCACACAGACACAGACUUUUGGAUAUAGUGCUGCAAGUGAGCGUCGUGAGUGAAAAGCAAGCUAACAGAAUGAACACGACAGCUUUGGUGUCUAAACCGAACGCAACAGCCCAAGUGUGGGAAUAUUUCGGCUUUAAACCAGUUUUGUUUUCGUCAACCACAAAACUCCACGUGUGUGCACGCGCGCGUGUGUGUCUGUGUGUUGGAGGAGCACAGCAGGCUGAUGAGAGCUGUCAGAGCGGACUGAAGCUGCUCCUGUAUGUUUAGCGUUUAACUGACUGAGUUUUGCAACUCUGUUAGUCAUUUUCGUCUCGUCCCAUCAACGUAAACGCACUUUCGUCUCGUCACAUUUUAGUCAUCUCCGACUUAUGAUUAGCUCGUCAACGUUACGUCUUCGUCGUGGGUGAAAUUAAAGUUUAUCACUUUUGACCUGGUGUACUCGCAUUAUUAUGCCAUUUAAUAUCAUUAUCUAUAAUUUAAAAAACGGUGUCAAUAAUAUCGUUUAUCGGCAAUAAUUUGUAGCACAAUUAUCGUCCAGCAAAAUUUGUUAUCGUGACAGGCCUACCUGUAUCUAUACUUGUGUAAUCUUGCAGUUCUUUUAACAGACAUAAAUCGAGUCUCUGUCUGAGUUUGGCAAGAGUACCAGAAGAUGAAUAUGAAAUCACUGAUCGAGGAUUUUUUUUUGUGUGUGUUUGUGGUUUGUGUUGUAAGCAGGCUUCACGCUGGCCAGCGUAUUUAGGAACCAAACAGCUUUCCGUCAGUUCUUGCUGAAGAAUCUCUCUCUGUCUGACUCUGUCAGCAGCUUCCUGCUCGACACUCCCGUCAGCCUCAGAGAGGUGAGCACUCAAACAUCACAGACAUUUGAGCUUUUUGCUGGUUUUAGCACAAUCAGAAUCCGAAUACUUUAUUUAUCCCCAGGAGGAAAUUUGGUCAUUACAGUAUUACACUUGCUCUUGAAAGGAACAGGAGUUAAUAAGAAUAAAUUUGCAAUUUACAGCAACUGACAUAAAUGUAACCCCUGCAUGUUAAUGAGACACCAGGAGGACUUAACUGAGUGUCUGUCACAUAUUUGCUGACAUGUGACUUUGAGUGGUUUAUCUGAAGUUUGGGGUGAGAACAGAAUCACACACAGUGUUCAGUAUGACAGGCAGAUAUUUUGCGUCUCCUUGUGCCAUAUAAGUGUAACUAGGACGGAGUAUUAGGGCCACAUUAAGAAAUAAAAAAGUAAGACUUCAAGAUUAAAGUCGUUAACCUACGUGAAUUCAGUCAUUACUUACGAGAAUAAAGUCCUUAUGUUCUAACCUGUUGUUUGAGAUGACAGUUGUUGAAAUAAGAGCCAUGGAGCAUUUUGUGAAAAUGUACUUUAAUAUCUGUUUCUCAAACAAGGAGAUACUUAAUCUUUUGGCACAUUAGCACCACAUUAUCAUAAGUAUCAUAAUGAUUUUAUUACGACUUUAUUCUCAUAAGUUAUUACUUUAUUACUUUAUCACAAUUAGUAAUGACUUAAUUCUCGCUAGUAAUGACUUUAUUCUCGUAAAUUAACAACUUUAAUUCAAAGUCCUACUUUUUUUUUUCUUAAUGUGGCCCUAAUACUCUGUCGUAGGUAACAACUGUAAGAAAUUUAAAAAGGUUGAUUUCUUGAUUCACUUCUUUGGUUUCAUUAGUAAUGCCUGCCGUCUCAACUUCCUUCUGAUGUCUGUCUCUUUUUUCCUUCUUGUAGCAUCUUUAAGCUCAAGAUGCCAACAUACCAGUAGAAAAUUGUCAUUUACAGACAUAAAUGUGUUGUAUUUACAGGAAUUUUUCCAGUCAGUGUGAAAGACUGGAAAAAUUCAGUAUACAAUCAUGUAAACAAAUGCCAUACCUUGUAUUUGAUAUCUCUGCUAAAUGAAGUUUAGUUCUCCAGGUCUUCAUUCUUUCACAGACACGAGUAAAGGUGAAUCUCGCUUUCUUUUUUUCCCCAGUAAAAUCUUGGCAUUCACCAUUCAGUUUUAGUUAAAAAACAAGUUUUAAAACUGCUUAUUAGUUGCUGAAGUAGCAAAAAUGUUCAUGUUGCUGCAGCUGCAGGGGCUGCAGGCACUGAAUUGCAGCUGCUCUGAGUAAAAUCAAGUCUAACUGAAAACAUAAAGACACUGAUGUGAGGAUAAAGAUUGCUGUGGGUUAAGAACAUCUACACUAAUCUUCAGAUCUUUAGGAUAACCAAAGCGGUAAUGAGAGUGGGCUGGAGGCAAGAGUUUCAGGGAGAAACUAAACUUUGCAAACUGAGAAAUCUGUGAUUAUUUUGUAGAGAGUAACAAUUUUGAUAACAGCACAAGUGUUUGUCAGCAGAAGCUGUUUGCAGCAGCUUUUAGAAAUAUUCCAAUUCAUGCAAAACACUGGCAGCGUCCUCUUAACAUAUGUCCAUUUUGAGAUUUUGUGUGUUUGGUGUAACUAUACGUGUGUUCCUUUAGGUUUACAGGCUUAUCUUUGGAACAUCUCUCAGGAACAGCGGCGUUACCCAACAUCCGGGGGUGAAAGACACAAAACAAAAAGCUGGAGACAAAGUUCAUCAUCUGCAGGUGAGUUCAAACAAAUAAACACAUACACACAGAUGCAUAGUGCCACAUGUCAGAACAUCAAGAGCCCAGUUACGGGGCCUUCUGAUGUAAUCUUAAAGGGAUAUCCCGACAUAAAAUUAAUUUAGAGUCAAACACACCAUAACACCAAGUUAGACACCCCGUCGAGAGAUGAAUGUUGCCGACCACUUGCUUCUCUAGUUAUACCAACUUUAGUAAUGACCACAUGAUAGCAAUACACAGGAGUCUGAGGAGCCAUAAACAAACCUCAACCAAAACACCGCUCUAUAGCCACAAAUAAUGCUCAGAACAGCACCUACCUUCAACAGGACAUAUAGGGUUCCAGCCAUAGUACUAGCCACCAAACAUCUUUUUAACUUUGCCUAAUUUCUUAUAUAGAUGCGAAUGCAGUAGGAUAUAUUUUUUGAUGAACUUUAUUGUCAUCAUUUUCUUAUCUUUUCCCUCCACUAAUUGUAGGAGCAGCUGUUUGGAGAUGUUCAUGGUCUGGAUGGAGGUCUGAUCCACAAAGCCUUACAUGACCCAGCCAAAGCAGUGCACAGGCAGGCUCUGCUCAAACUCAUGUCCCACGCUUUAGGCCUGGCAGAGGUCUCUGGGAACCAGAAGAAUGACCAGCAGGGCCUAAAGGAGGUGGAGGUAAACCUGCUGCUUCUCUUCGCCAUGUUUUAUUUGGGAGCCUUGGAGCAAAAUGAGCUGUGUGGCUGUGUGGUUUCAGGAACGCCUUUUAAAUUUAAGUAGGUAAUAAAACAAAAGACAAUUUAGUUUUGCAGAUAAAAAGGCUAUUUUGUGGACAAACUGAUGAGAGCUUCGAAAUGGGGACUGAGUUUUCUGGGUUCAGUACACAUAUUGUAAAACUUUGCUUGAUAGACUGAGACUUUAAUAACUCCAGUCCUGUCUAAAUCGAAACGCAAUCCUGACUUUAAUUUAGACAGGGAUCUUCAUGGAAUGAGCUUUUUCACAACCAAACUUCUUCAUAGAAAAUAAGUAUAAUAUAAAUACAUUCUUUCUAUCAAACCUUCAAGAAUAUAAAUAUAUAAAUAAACAGAUAGGUAAAAGGAUAGAUUAGAUAGAUACUUUAGUGAUCUUGUUAAAUCGAAUUUGUUGCUCUGCAAAACAAUAUGCCAGCAGUGAAACUCUGAAAUAUGGGAUUUGGGAUCUUUCUUUGAAUUUUGGUGAAAACCAAAGAUAUUUUUACACCGAUAAUUUAUGUUUAAGUCAUUUAUUCACAGCUUUAUUUUUGCUGUAGAUAUGCACUAAUAUCUUAGUUGGUCUUAAAACUGUUUUGAAUAUAGAUCAUACGAGUUAUGAUUUAAUUAGUUUUGACUUUGGUUCAAUAGAUACACCGAUAUGACCAUGACUGGAUCAGGAGACAUAUUGCUUUUCCUCCACAGGGGGUCCUCUUGACUGGAGCCAUGCUGGAGGUCCUCACCUGUGGGGAGGGAGGGACCACUGAGCUGGGGAAGAUACUGUUGGUGCCAGAGAAGCAGCAACCGUUGCUGCAGGCCUAUCGUGAAGCAGUGUGCAGCGGAGGGGAAGGUCAGAGGUCGGAGCGCUUCAAGCAGAUGAGCCAGGAGCUGAGAGAGCAGAUCAACAUACAGAGUGUCACUGAGAAGGUGCCAAAAACACACGCUGGAAAUUAACCUCUGUCAGCAGCUGCAGAAUAUUUUUAGCGAAACAUCCGCACAGUAGUACGGGGUGUUUGUAACAGUUUUUCAACAGUCAAACAUUUUUUGCACAGUGUGAAAAGCACAUCUAGGGCCUCGGGCCAGUCCAUUACGGACUGCUGCGGAGUGACGCAGCUCAAGGAAAAACAUUUAUGAUCAUUUCUUUAUCAUUUCCUUGAAGUAAUAAUCACCAUAUUAAUCAUUUUGUACUGCAGACUCAGUAGCUCUUCUGCCUUAGCGUCUCUGUCUAAUGCGUUUCCAUGAAGAAGUUAAUUAAAUUAGUUUAACGCCGUAAUAUCCCUUUAAAAGCAUGAGGAGUACUUUAAGAACGAAGGACACAGUUAUCUUUAUUCAUUCCUUUAACUCGUCCUCUGCCCUCCUCCUUUCAGCUCCACCUGGACCAGCCCCGCUCCCUGGCCCCUCUCUCUCAGUCCCACCUGAGGGCGCUGUUGAAGGACCUGGCAGACAUGGAGAGACUCCUCAAGGAUGUGGACCUGCUCUCCGGGUUGGCCCGUCUGCUACCCAAAGGAGCCUGUGCUGGUCGCACCCCAGCCUCCCUGACAAACAUGUCUUGGCCCCUCAACACUACCACUUGGGGCCCUAAUGCAACUGACACCCCCAGAGAGGCAGAGGAAGAAGGAGGAACAGAAGGAGUAGGAGAGGGAGGAGCAGAGGGAGGAGGAGGAGGUGGAGGAGGAGAAGGCGAAGGAGGAGGAGGAGGAAAAAAGAAAGAGGAAGCAGAGAAUCCUCACUCUCAGUUUUCAGCGUUUGUGCAGCUGUGGGCUGGACUGCAGCCGAUUCUGUGUGGGAACAACAGGUAAGAUGGUGAAAAGAAACUGAACGAAGUUAAACCUUAGUUAUAAUAAGAUUAUACAUAAUAAUAAUAAUUACAAUAAUUAUAAUUAGAUAAUCAAUUAUUAUCCUCUACUGAGAACUGCAGCAUUAUGAAUGGACAUCGUAAGGUCCUGGCAGCUGUCCUUGUAAGGUGUCAAAAUGUACUACAAUCUGAGACAAAAGUAUUUAAAUUUGUUGCCUGUUUAAAAAGGGGGGAUUUCUGGUUUAGGAUUGUAGUUUUUCAGUGAGGAUGCAGGGGUACCGGGAUUUUGUCUCCAAUGGUAUUAUUAAUAACAGCCUGCUAUAUACAGUGCUCAGCAUAAAUGAGUACACCCCUUCAGAGUUGUCAGAAAAUCUUUAGUUUCCUAUCAAAAUCAACAUUUUCUAUGUACAACUAUACAACAAAAUACUCCCCCAAAUGUAAAUGUAAAAUGUAAAUGUUCUUUAUUUAUCCAGCCCUUUACAACAACCUUUUCGGUGAACCAACGUGCUUUACAAUAGAAAAUAAAAAUGAAUAAAUAAAACAAUAAAAGCACUAAAAAAUAAAAUACAAUGCAAUAAAAUUAAGCAUCACCACACUACUGGGUAUUAAAAGCCAGCAUAAAUAAGUAUGUUUUCAUUUGUUUAUCACAAAUCUAGGCCAUUGAUUUUUAAAACAAAGAUUUUUAAGUUGCAUACAAAAAAGUAUUUUUUCAGUUUAAAAUCAGGAUGCAAAAAUGAAUACAGCCCAAUCAAAGUUCUUGGAGCAAAGCUACAUUUUAGGUACCAUAUCACUCGUAUUUUUAUCUUAUGGUAAAUAUAAUGUUAUGUUAAAAUCAGCUUUGUCAAAACUUUUGAAAUUGUACUUUUGCUCAUCUAGAUAUUGAGUAAUACACUAAUUUUAAUAGGGGGUGUACCGACUUAUUCUGGGCACUGUAGGUGUGUGUCUGUGGUUCUACAGGAAAGAAUAAGCAGUAUUUGAAUGAACACAGUGCUGGCAAGAGGCAUUAUGAAUUACCACUGUAUUGCUUGCACUCAUAAAUGCUUGUUGUAUAUAUAAUGGGUUUGUAAUACUGAGGUUGGUCUACAAGAUCCUAACAUGAUUAUAGCACAGUCCAGUGGUCUCAGGGUGGCAGGGCCUGUCAGUCCACAAAAUUACGGUCCUUAUUUCACCCCGUUGGGAUUCUAUUCUGCUUUACCCCCAGGCCAUCCAUUCACAAACCUGGUUAUUACGCAGCUGUCUGAUAAAUAUACACUGAGCAUCGAUCUGCAGAUGAUUUUAUUCAAUCAGAAUUUAUUCAUUUAUACAGGAAAAUAUAUGUAGUCUCUUUGCUAUUAGAAGUUUUUAGCCCUAUUCUUGGAGGACUCAUGGACUGAGUUAACAUUUCAUUUGUAUUAAAGUCUUAACUUUAGCAUUUUUCUAAUGACACUCUUAACUGGGACAGAGAAGUAACAGCAACACCUUCAUAAGGUCCCUGUUAAUGUUACUAGUGGACACUGGAGGAACUACAGUUUUUAAGAUUACGUUUUAGGGCUUUUUGCCUGAAUUUGAUCCAGCAGACUGAUAAAGACAGGAAACAUGGAGAGAGCGAGGGAACGACACACACCAAAUUUGGCCAGGAUCGCUACAGCCUCUGUACGUGGGUUACACAGUGAAACUACAGGCCAUUGGCACCAUGAAAUGUAGUUUUUUUAAAACAAUUUAACACUCAGUGGCAGAUAUUGUACCAACAGAAGCUCACUGUAACUCUAUGACUUGGUUCUGUAGUACUGUAUCUCUAACCCGUAAACUCUGGUUUCAGGAUCAUUGAGCCAGAGGCGUUGAAGCAGGGGAACAUGAGCUCUCUGGGAUUCACAAGUAAAGAACAGAGGAAUCUGGGCCUACUGGUUCACUUAAUGACUACAAAUCCCAAGAUCCUCUACUCCCCCAUUGGCUCCCAGGUGGAUAAAGUGAUUCAGAAGGCAAGUUGCUGUCACACUUUUGACUUUUGUCUGUAUAGAAUAAUUCCUGUUUUUUCUGUCUCCUUCUUUUUAUCUUUUAAAGAGUUAAUGUCUGAAAAUGCUGUAUCUAUGGUAACACUUGCAGUAGGAAUAAUGUGAAGGUUUUGUUUUUAUUGUUAAGUUCUGGCGUGCUCAAAUCCCACGAGCACCUCCUGAUUGACUGCGUCUCGUGUUUCACAGCUGUCCUCUCUAUGCCCGAUCACUAACACCUUUUUUGUCAGCUCAGUCAGUCUGUUAGCCGCAGCUCUGUCGUCCAUUAUCUGUGCAAGUGGGUUUUAAAGGGUUUCAGUGUGGGAGGGCGAGAGAUGAAGAAAGGAAGGAGUGGAAACUGUGUAGACAUAUUUUUUUUGUACAAAACCUACAGAGAAAAGAAAACAUUUGUUGAUUUCUUUUACUUCUCACUUGCAGGCUAAUGAGACAUUUGCAUUUGUUGGGAACGUGACUCACUACACCCACGUGUGGCUCAACAUCUCUGCCCAGCUCAGGACUUUCCUGGAGGAAGGAUGGCUGCACAACCGCCUGCUGUGGCUGCAGCAGGUACACACUACAUCCUCUGUAUUACGAAUGAUUUGACAUGCUUCUAUUUGUUUUUAUCAACCUGAAAAAUCAAGAUCAGGGUUGACGUAAACUUAAACUUCCUGGCAACUUCAAGGUUUGGCCCAUAGAUGAUAGAUUUUAAACAAAUGUAGUUUUUGAUGCAAUAAGAGGCCUGUUGUAAAUUUUAAAAUAAAAAAAAACAAGUCUAAUCAAACAAAAUAUGAGCAAAAUUUCUCAUGUUGCCUUUUGAAUGAGCCUCUAUUCACUUAUCGUACAGUUCUACUUUCAUAAGCUCAUUUAUUAUGGUAUGCAGAUGGCAAAAUUUAAAGAACGUUAAUUUUUAAGAGGUGAAAAUAAUCUGUCGACGUGUUAAAGUGCACAGAUCAGCCUCCAUUCAUCACAUGUCUCUUCAUUGUAGCUGUCCUCGGAGCUGCAGCAGCACCCUGAGCUGUUGAACGACACUGACAGUGAGCUCAUGCAGAGUCUGAUGGAGGGAAAUUAUAGCCUUCCCAAUACCUCCACCCUACUGGAGCAGCUGGACACCAUCGACAACGCUGCCUGUGGCUGGACUCGCUUUAUGUCAAAGGUUAGUUUAAUGUAAAGCUGUGGUUCCUGACAGAAAUAUACAUAAAAAGUUCAAGUUAAUUUGUCAUGUCAGUGUACAUAGAGCCAAGAACCACAGGAGCCAUGGAGUAUGAGUGUAAACUGGACCAAAUUUAUCCAACAUAUAGAAGUUUGUCUCUCUUUGUAGAUGUACUGGCAAAGAAGGAUUAAAUGUGUGCUGCAUAGUUUAAAAAGGUCAAAAAGUGGGUUAUUUUUGUACAAGGUGAAGAUUCUUCGUGGUGUAAAUAAACAUUAAUGGUCUUCAUCUCCCUUGUGGACCAGUUUUGUUUGCAAAUAAUUACAGUAAGAGUCUGUCUUGCAUGAAGUUCUUAAAUAAAGGUAGAACAAGUACGUGGACUGAAUUAAAUAAACGCCCAACUUCUCAAUUUCAGUUUUCCUCUCCUUUGAAUUUUGAAAUUUUGCCAAAUUAAAAGUCAGGAAAUGUAACUCAACUUUAGGUCUCUUCAAAUAAUUAUCUAUAAUAAAAGGUUGGAGAAACAUUUGUGCAACAUGAAGGAGCCACUAUCAUCCAGUGUGAUGGAUUUAAUUGUUUUCUCAGCUCACUUAAUUUUCAUCCGGAACUUAUCUUAUAAUAAUUGUCUUUGCUCUGUCCUCUCAGGUCAGCGUGGAUGUCUUCAAGGGCUUUCCAGAUGAGGAUAGCAUCGUCAACUACACCCUGAACCAGGCCUACCAGGACAACGUGUCUGUGUUUGCCAGUGAGUCAUUCUCUACCGUGUCAGACUAUUGAAGGUUUCUCUGCUGAAAGUCAAAGUUUAUGGAGAGAUUUGACUCUUUACGCUGAAAUUUAAAAUCUAAUACACAGUAGAAACCUUUGACGAGCUUUUGAAUUAAUUUUUCUGUUGAUAUGCGGAAACAACUGUAGUAAAGAAUGAACAGAGACAACAUAACAACAAAACAACUUCAACAAAAUGAGAACCUCAAAGUUAUAAGGGGACUUUGGUAUUUUUUCAACCCAGGUCCUAUUUUCCUAUGUAUUUGUAUGUGGUGAACAGAUGGGGAGACCAAUUUCUGAAUUUGUCCAGUAGUGAGGGAGAGCAGAGUAGCCAGCACCCACGAAACAAGCGAAAACAUAGAGUGACAGAGGAAAAAAAUUUACCUCUCUUACCAAUGAACUAUGUGUGUGCAGAUAUUUGGGCUUGUUUAAAUGGAAAAACGUAAUGAAAAAGCAGAUUAAACAGAACUUGGAGUAGGAGGCAGCAUGGUUGUAGUUAUCUUAAAGAACUGGUCUCCUUUUAUAAUAAAGGAGAGUGAUUGGGUACUGAGGGGAAAUCUUUGAAUGGCAGUGGUUCCAGGCCCAUGAGUCAGCAAAAUAAGUCUGGCAACACAAGGCUACUGUGACCUUUUGGACCCAGGUGGCACUGAAAUAAAAACAAACUCUGUAGUGGAAAACACUGCAUCACACAAAAGAGAACCUCAUUUCAUUAAUAUAAUUAUCAAUUGGAUCUCUAGCCUGAAUAAGCAGACUGACAGCUUCUAUGUUUGAAGAGCUUCCAUGUUUCAGUGAAUCACAUUCUGCAAGCAUUACAACAGCAUGGCUCUGUCAUGGAAGAAACAAGGUGCUAAACUGGCCUGUUGAAUUAUUAUGAACACUCCUUGAACUGUUGAACAGCUGAAAUCUUGUAUCAGGCAAGAAUAGGACAGUAUUUCUCUAUGCAAACUUCUGAAACUGGUCUGUUGUGUUCCUAAACGUUUACUGUGUUUAUUAAAAGAAGAGGCAAUGCAACGCAAUGAUAAACAUGCCCCUCUGUACCUACUCCUUUGAAACGUCCAUUUAAAAAUGCAUCGUUUACCUUGCAUCUGUUUUCUCUGUGUUAUUAUCAGUUAAAUCCAGGGUUCAAAUGAUAUCAAAACCAUGAGUUUUUAUCAACUUUCAAAUUGGGAUAGUAUUUAGUCACCACUUGAAAGAGAAACAAAAAAAAAGAUGGUUUCUGCUUCAGGACAGAAUUCUUUAAAAUGCAGCAGACAUCUGAACUGCAGCAGGGCCUCCACUGCACAGUGGCGACACCAAAUGAGUUAUUUUCUUUCUUGCAAACAAAGAAAUAGAUAAAUAGCUUUUUUUAAAACAUGCAGUAUGAGGAUGAAAGUCUUUAUUAUCCUCCAGGACCCCUCAGAACUGAUCAGUGCUCUUCCUUUCUUCAGGUGUGAUCUUCCAGACUAACAACGACGGCUCGCUGCCUCCUCACGUUCUCUACAAAAUCAGACAAAACUCCAGUUUCACCGAGAAAACCAAUGAGAUUCGACGAGCAUACUGGCGUCCUGGGCCCAACACUGGCGGGAAAUUCUACUUCCUGUAUGGUUUUGUUUGGAUCCAAGGUAAAUGAGCAUGCUUAUAGAUGAUACAGGCUAAAAGUGGUCACCUGCUUACCUGGUAUUUGACUUGUUGCAUUACUUCAGUGGUCAGAAUCAGAAGAAGUUGGCUCAUUGUUUUCCUGCUCUCUGCGGAUUUUUCCAGCCCGAGCCAUAAAUCCAUAAGCAGACAUGAGUUCACAGAGAGCUGGGCUUUGUGUCAAACCCAUUGUUUAAUAUUUGUUUGACUAAGAAAAGUAUUUAUCCCUGCAAAGUGCUUACUGUGUGUGCUGUGAGCAGAGAGCACCUGUGCAGAUGCCAGUGUAAGCAGCAGCAGCACUUUCUCUCUGCAAGUCAUCUUUAAUUCAAGAUGCAGAGAGCAGGAAGCUGCUCAGCACACAGUAAGUUGACCCACAAAGAUUCAUCCAGACUGACAGGACGCAGAGUGAGGAGUCUGACAGAGGCAAUUUACAGCUGAUAUAAGAUAUGAGAAAUAAACUGACAGGACCAUAUGACCUCCGGAGGUCUAUGUCUGCUCAGAUUUCCUGACUGAUUUUAUUUGUUCAGAUCAAGAUUUCUGUUCACACUCCAUCAACACAGACAUAAUUAGACACUUCAAGUUCAUUUCAGUGUUUAGUAGUGUUAAGCAUGUUACUCAAAAGUGGGGGUUAGUUACAACUUCCACUUACUACUAUCAGAAAAUUAUAGAAUUACUGAGCACAUUAUGAGUGUAAUGUGCAUACCUGCCGACACUCCCGUUUUUCCCAGGACUCUCCCGUAUUUCAGACCUAUCUCCCGCCCACCUCCCGUAUUGUCAUUUCUCGUUUGCAUGAUCCACGUUCAGUCAUGAAUUGGAUGGAUCAUGUUAUUUGUCCAAAGUUGCCAGGUUUCCAAACAACCAAAAAUUGUCCAAAAAUGUUUGCGCUUGCCUUGUCCUUGCUUAUAUUCUGACAAGACAAGCGCUAAAAUGAUUCGUAGAUGUAGCCGCCUCCGAUUUUGCUUUCUUCCGACUUGGUAACUGAAACGCUGGUAAGUGUGACAUCAUUCCCAGCUCGGACUUCUGACUUCCGAGGUAACUCGAAAUCAUUAAUAUCAUGUUACCAAGGUAACCAGUAGGUCUGUUAAAGCCUUACUGGUUACCUUGGUAACAUGAUCAUGAGUUUGCGCCACUGUUUAGCACUAGGAGAGAAUAAAGAAAAUGAGAUGAGAGGACAGAAGAAGGUGAAGUGCAGGCGACAGGUUUAAAGAUGAGACUCUAAAAAUAUUAACAGCAUCUCUUGCCGUCUCUUCAAACUCUCAUACAAUACCAAUAAGCUCCUUGAUAAGCAAGGUCCACUCUCUGGAUUUUACAGGCAGAUCAUCUUUGCUGCGUUGAAGGUGAAGUUUUAGGAUGUGAUGGUGUUGCAUUAACCACUAUUGUUUUGCCAUGCUUUGUACAGCCAUUAUUUCCUAGUUGUUGUGUUACUCUGCAGAGCUCCCUUUGGGAAAUUUGAUUGAUGAAUAAAAUAAUGUUGGCCAUGAAAUAGGAAUAUGAAGCAAGGGAGUUAAUGAAGCUGUUCUUUAGAAAACAGGCAAAAACCAUGUAGCGAAUAUUCAACUUCUACAUACCCAAAAAAGAGUUCUCUGCCCUCAAAUUUACAUAUUUCAAAAACAACUAAAGGAACAAUCGACAAUUUCUGUAUGAAAAUGACAAACAAUAGUUACACCUUAAUUUUGCAUUACUGUUCUUUAUUCACACGUAUCUUGUGGCCACAGGAUUAUUAUACAAGGACUUCUCAUUAUUUUAUUCCAUCAUGUGUCAGAGGAAGUUAUGUUCUCUAACAGGAUGAACUGACUAAUUAUGGACAGUUAAAUUAACCUAAAACGAACUUUGUCAUAGAUUUUUGAUUACGACAUCAAAUGUUCGCUAGUUCCCCAGUGACAGACAAGGCAAUAGCAGGAGAUCCAGAGGUCUAAUGGCAGGCCAAAACAGUGAGGCACAUUUUAGUUUAGCUUAAAUGAAGUCAGAGAAAGAGCAUAAAAAUGUAAAACCACACCAGAGAGGAAACAGGAGGAAAAUGAGACGAGGACAGCGAAAAAGAUAAAAGAGAGUAAAACAGAUGGUGGUAAAAUGCUCCUGUUUUUUCACAGAUUAAUCACUUACUUUGUCUGCAUUUUGGAUGAAAUUUUGUUUUUUGAUAAUCAUUCACAGCAGAACAAUACUGAGCAGAAUUCAACAAAAUGAAAACAUCAAUGAUUCAGGAAACUAAGAAACUUUUGACUGUAGUUACUGAGUCAUUCUUUCUUUCACUUCCUUCUCUAGAUAUGAUUGAGCGAGCUAUCAUCAACACAUUUGUGGGCCAUGAUGUGGUGGAGCCUGGCAACUACGUCCAGAUGUUCCCCUACCCAUGUUACACCAGAGACGAGUGAGAAACACCAUUGUUCUGUUCAAGUCAUGAUGUUUAGUAUGAUGGUUAAAGGUAACAAAGUGCUUUAAAAAGAGAUAAAAGAAACACAGGCAAUGAUGCAAAGGUACAAUAAGAGAAAUACACAGUACACAACAAAACAGACUGAGCGAUUUGUCAUGUAAAUGUAAUUUCAAACAUCAUGUAGUAAAUAUCAAUCCUUCUAUUCCUGAAGAUCACAGGCAUUUUAAACCAAUGUGUUAUUAAGAUAUGUAUGUGUGGUCUUCACCUGAUCCCCUCUGUUAUCAUUGUUGUUGUUUUUCAGCUUCCUGUUUGUGAUCGAGCACAUGAUGCCUCUGUGCAUGGUGAUCUCCUGGGUUUACUCAGUGGCUAUGAUGAUUCAGCAUAUCGUGGCUGAGAAGGAGCACCGUCUCAAAGAGGUCAGACUGAGGCUAAUAUGUCUGGACCAUAUGUUGUGCUUGAGACUGCUUUGACAUGCUGUUGUUUCUCUGUUUUUGGAAGAAACAAAAAAGUCUCACUGCAUUUUAUAUAUUUUUCAUCAACCUAAAUACAGACUCAGACUAACAAUAAAUACGGUAUGACUGAAACAAUUAUGCAUGCAUCUUACUGAAUCCAAAAAAUUGUCAUGUAAAUUAAGGAUAACUAACACAACAUUAAUGUAUUCAUUUGCAUCACUCAGAUUUUUUUUUAUUUGGGCAAAAAAUUAUGAUGCACCGCAGUGAUAGCCUAUCUGCGGUAUGAUGGUCCUAAUAUCUUGACUUAAACCAAACCUCAUUCAUUAAUUUGUUUAAUUUGCUGGCUUGUCUUUCUUGUAAAUCCUAAAAUUAGACUUUUAACAGAUCAGCAUCUUGAAGCAGUUAUUUCAGCAUAAUUUAAGCCUGUAUUUUUACUGUUGUUGCUCCAAAUUGGCAUCAGUAAAAGCCCUCAUAUGACUUAAAUACCAGGAGUAAAACAAGACAGAAAACAGUGCUAUUUUAUCGUCUCCUUUAAACUUUGAAUCUCUUGAUUUCAAUCUGUGAGUCAAAGGAAAUUAAACAAAAAUGUAAAACGUUCCUGGUACCACUAAAAACCAAGCUUUUCGAAAAUUGAAGUGGACCAAUUUAAAAUGAAGUGAACUUAUAAAGCAGCCACUGAUUUGUCUCCAGGUGAUGAAGAUGAUGGGUUUGAACAACGCGGUCCACUGGGUGGCCUGGUUCAUCACUGGUUUUGUCCAGUUGUCUAUCUCUGUCACCGCUCUGACUGCCAUCUUGAAGUACGGCCGUGUUUUGCUCCACAGUGACCCCUUCAUCAUCUGGCUCUUCCUCACCAUCUACGCCGUGGCCACCAUCAUGUUCUGGUCAGAUUUCAGAGUUUCUUACCCGAGGAAAUACUUGGAUUACAAAGUUCAUCAGCAUUUUUGAUCAAAUUUGAACACAUGCCGUUAAACAAUUGAGGGCCCAGCUUUUCAAAAGUAAUCUGGUCAGAUUAAAAUGAUUAGAUUAGAUUCAGUUUUAUAGGUAUUAGAGGUAUUAGAAAAAGGGAAUAUGUAAUUGGAUAUAAUUAGGUGAUUUAGUCUUGUUGUUAAUCUAGAUACGACCGUUAAGUUGUGUUGUUGAAAACUGCGGAUGUGCGCCUGGUCUUUGACACUAAUUGGUCAAAAUUAUGUGAAACAAAACCACUCAGAUCAUGAUCUGUAUCCUGAUAACAGUGACUAAAUCAUGUUAUUUUAAUCCAAACCAAACCAUGAUAUUUCCUUAAUUUCAACCAAAUGCAACAGUCUUCUAAUUUGUUUGUUAAGGUUAAGAAGGUUAAGAAGUUAAGGACAUGAUCUUUCAUUAACAGUGUCAUUAGUUUGAUACCUACAACAUAUGAUAAUGCUUAAAACUACAAAUAACAAUAAUGAUAAGGAGAUCUAAGGACAUCUCUUUUGUUUGCAGUUUUUUGGUGUCGGUAAUCUACUCCAAAGCCAAGCUGGCCUCAGCCUGCGGAGGGAUCAUCUACUUCCUCAGCUACGUUCCUUACAUGUAUGUGGCCAUCAGAGAGGAGGUGGCUCAUGAUAAGAUCACUGCAUUUGAGAAGUGCAUUGCAGUAAGAGUCUUGAUCUUCUCACAGACAUGUUGUGUUAAACGAUAGGUGUGUUUUUCUACUAAAAUAAUCCAAAUGCUAUAAAGGUUUAUUCAUUCAUGUAUCCUUCUUCUUCUGCAGUCCCUGAUGUCAACCACUGCCUUCGGUCUGGGCUCCAAGUAUUUCGCUCUCUAUGAGGUUGCUGGUGUAGGCAUCCAGUGGAGGACAAUCAGCCAGUCGCCUGUAGAAGGUGAUGACUUCAACCUGGGUCUGUCCAUGAUGAUGCUCAUCAUUGAUGCAGGGGUGUACGGUGUCCUCACCUGGUAUAUAGAGGCUGUGCAUCCAGGUAUGAAACCAGUGUCUAUGUACUACUGUAUGGACAGUAUAUUUUUAGACAGAUGAGAGUUAAUGUGUUUUCUCCCUGUCAGGAAUGUACGGGCUUCCGCGCCCUUGGUACUUCCCCUUGCAGAGGUCCUAUUGGUCAGGAAGUGGGCGUGUGGAGACGUGGGAUUGGCCGUGGUGUGGAGGCGGAGCUGCCAGGCUCAGCGUGAUGGAGGAGGAUCAGGCUUGUGCCAUGGACCAGCGGAGAUCAGGUGAAGAGAGAUGCAUCAUUUUCGACUGACAAAGCCAGUCUGUGGAGAAGUCUGUUCUUGUUCUGAUAUUAGAUGGUGUAUAUUACUGUUCGUAUUUUUAUUUUGUAUCGUACUGAAUUAUUGUGGUCUUGCUGUACGGAGUAGGGGUAUCGGUUCUAGGUCUGAUGGGUCUGAUCUCACUGAUCUUGGAAGGAUCAAGCUUGAGCUAGGGGUUCUUUUAUUGGUACACAAACUGCACAUUGCACUUUGUUUCUGCAUUUUAUGCACUCUGCUCAUGCAAAAAUACUAGUAUAACUGACGUGCUUUUUUUUUUACCUUCCAAAUCGUCUUUAAUGCUUUUUACCUUUUGAAUUGUUUUUUAUAUAAAUGUAUUUUAUUUUAUUUUAUUUUAUUUUAUGAUAUAUGGCAGUGUUUUCAAUGUCUGUGCCUGCUGCAACCCGAUUUGCCCAUUUGGGGACAUAAUAAAGUUGAAGUGAUGUGAAGUUCUGAAGAUGAAAACAAGACAUAGACAAAUGCUGAUCUAAAGGAAUUUAUCAGCUUUCAUGCUCUCUCCAUUAGUUUCCUGUCAUAAGUAAUGACUUAUUCCUACUAGGUAUAUGUAUAAGUUUUCAGUGUCAUGUAAAUUAAUCAGUUUCUUACCAAAAUAAGAUUUUGGUUGUGCUAACACUCUAUUCUGAGACCUUCAGUUUUAUCUGACCAAAACAGUAAUUCCUGUCUUUCUGAGAGCGACAUGGGUAGUGAGUACCUGAAUCUGUGCAGUUUAUUGGAAAAACAGAGUGUUUCCAUUAUGAAAUUAUUAGCCAUAAAGACCAAUUGUGACUCUUUUAGCUUCAUGCAAUAGUAGUCUAUGAAAAUGCUGAAGAAUGUUAAGAUUUUAAAUUGAGGUGAUAAAUUUUGUAACAGCUGUUUUUCCCUGUCUUCUUGUGACUCCAGAGGAGAUGCGAGGUAUUGAAGAGGAGCCGAGUCACCUGCCGUUGGUUGUGUGUAUUGACAAACUGACUAAAGUGUACAAGACUGGCAGCAAACUGGCCCUCAAUAAACUGAGCCUCAACCUCCAUGAAAACCAGGUGGUCUCUUUCCUGGGACACAACGGAGCUGGCAAGACUACCACCAUGUGAGCGGGACGUUUGUAUGUCUCUUUGUGUUUGAAAGUUUGUGCUUAUAUAGUCUCAGUGAUAUCACUCGUUGGUUUCUGAAGAAGGAUUUUUAAGUCUAACAAUGGCGGCUGUCAUAUUGCAAAUACUGACAGCAACCAAGUUUAGAUCGAUCUGGACACAAAGAGGUAGAGUUAAUGGUGUGGUCCAGCUUCAACACAGACACUUGUCAGUCAACUCCUCCAUACCCUAAUUGUAAUAAUUUAUGCACAAAUCCCAGCCUCAUUACAAUCAAAAAAGUUACUUAAAUUGUGCAGUUUUUAUAAACUGUAAAAAAGUAAAACUGUUUUUGUAAACCAGCCCAAAAACAUGUUCGUUCCUGCAGCAAAACUGGACAUUUUAACGUGAGUUUGUGAUAAAGAUUCUUUAAUUUUCAGAGGCAGCCUGAAGUGGACACUCAAAGAACAUUUUGCACUUCUACAUUUGCCUCUUUUUCAACCCUGGGGAAGACCAGGUUGCAGCUUGGUCUUCUCUCGUUGAUGGGCAUCGACAUAUUGCACAUUUGGAGCCAGGACAUUUAUAGUACAGAACUGCUGGUGGUCCAUAGUUGGGAUGUUCUGCCUUUCCAGCUAAUUCAAACACAAAAUGAACUUACUGAUAAGACGCCAAAGCUUUUUUUUGGUUAUACAAUCCACAGCCGAUCCACAUCAGUGACUCUUGCAUUAGUGUUUGUUUCAUUUUCGCUCAAUGUCAGAGCUUCAUGGGUUUGACAGAGAGCAGCUGUUCCAAAGGAUUCAGUAAUCUAAGAAAUACAAACAAGUCCAGUUUAAUCUUCCUGACUGUUUCUCUUCACUUCACAGGUCCAUCCUGACAGGUUUGUUCCCACCCACCUCCGGCUCAGCCACCAUAUACGGUCAUGACAUCCGUACGGAGAUGGAGCGUAUCCGUCAGAACCUGGGCAUGUGUCCGCAGCACAACGUCCUGUUUGACAAGCUGAGUGUGGAGGAACACCUGUGGUUCUACUCCAGACUUAAAGGCAUGGCUGAGGAAGACAUACGCAAGGAGAUGGACAAGUUAGUACAAGUCUGCUGCAAUUCAUUUAUUACAAAAAGCUAAAAUUCACAAUAUUAACAAGAAGUAACCCCACACUACCAGAUACAACUACUAAAAAAUGACUCUUUUAUACAUUCCUGAUGUUCUGACAGGUCUUAUUGUGACCAUGAGUUGUAUAUAUAUUUGUUAUGAGUGUAUAUGUUACACCGGUUACAACCACAGCUGUAGACAGGGAGAAACAUUAGUCAGAUAGAGACAUGAGAGUUGAACAUUGAGCUGCUGUUGAAGUUGAAGCAUUAAUAAAUCAGUGUUGUUGCAAAAGUUCAACACUCCCCAGUGAGUCCUCUUUAUCACAGUGCUUAAGGGUGAAUUCACUAACAAUAGAUUGUGGCGGUUCGUAAACAGCAGGAUUUGUGCAUCAUUUCUCCCUGCUAGCUAUUCAAUCUCGAUAUCCAAUAAUCAAAGCAUUUCACCCAAAUAAAUCUCAAGUGCAAAAAUGAACACAUAAACUGCAGCUCUGUGCUAUAUGCUCUUGUACAGACAAACCAUCAGCAUUGCCAGUUUUUACUGCACAGAGCGGUGCUAAAGGAGCUCAAAUCUGUUGACACACAGAUGAUGAGUUAGCCUAGCUCUAAUUUGGUUUAACAUUAACAGACAGGCUUGUUAUUUUCAGAUCAUUCAGAGGUGGAAUUAUUGACAUGACCACUUAAGAGCUUGGGCUAAAAAUGCUUAUUAAUACUUCAGCACUGUUACCACUUUACCUAGAGCCUCUGUCACCAGAUUUCACUCUAAGCUUGUGUUGCUGCUAAUGCUGCUAAUGCUAACAAAUGUAUAAAGUUUUAUUUAGCUGUAUGGAAAGGGCAUAGGGUUUGGGGUGCAUUUAAUUCUCUGCAAGUGCAAGUAUUAGGGGAUGUCUUUUUGGAUUUAACAGGUGCAAAAGCAGCACAUUUUUAAAAUCAUGUCCUGCAUCCCACUGAGCAAUAGACGGCUAUUAGACAUCUAGUUUUUUUUUAGACCUAAUUUCAACUGUCUAGAUUCUGUAUAUUUUUAGACGGAAUUUAGACGUUGCACUUUAACCCAUUAUCCAAUAACUGAUCUCCAAGUACUUAACCAAAAUAAUUAUGAUAGCUGUUACAGUGUAGUAUAGAUAUAGCCCAGAUUUAGAUUUAGUCUACACUUGGUCUCAAGUUUUAGACGUCCAAAAAACUUUAAUUUUUAGACCUGUGGUAGCCUGAUUUUAGACCAGUCAACCAGGCUGCACUCAUUAGACCUCUUUUAGACCAAAAAAUGCUAAGUAGGAUAAAUUGUAUUGACAGUAACAGUGCAGAUAAUGUAGCUAGUACCAUAGUGGAUGCUACAGCCACUUUCAAACAGUUGUAACUGAUACAGUUUCAGAUCAGGUAAAUCAGCCUAGUGUCAGAUUUGACAAAUGGUUUUGCUGAGUGUGUAUUGAGUGUAACUGUGUUUCCAGGAUGAUUGUGGAUCUGGAGUUGUCCAAUAAGCGUCACAGUUUGGUGCAGACGUUAUCAGGCGGGAUGAAGAGGAAGCUCUCCGUGGCUAUCGCCUUUGUCGGUGGCUCACGGGCCGUCAUCCUGGAUGAACCAACGGCAGGCGUGGACCCAUAUGCUCGCAGGGCCAUCUGGGACCUGAUUCUUAAAUACAAACAGGGUGAGUGGAUAAUCAGAACCUCAGGGCAUCCUUGCAUUAUUAAACCAGAUCCCAGCCCAGUGUUGUUUGAGGAAAAUUAAAUGAUGGCUCUCCUAGAGAAGUCUUUUCUGUUACUCUCUGCUUGUGUUUUAGGAGGGCUGUCUGCAGAUUAGUUUUUGGUUUUAAAAAAAAACAACAUUACUCUAAGGCAAAAUUUUAAGCAUUUUUGCAUUUUUUUAGAUGAGACAGCUCAAAGAAAGACAAAAAUGUAGGGAGUGCAGAAAAGGGGAAAGGGUUGAGAGCUGAGUUGAACUGUUGUUAUGAGGACAAAAACCUUAACAUUUAGUGUAGGCCUGAACCGCCUAAAGCCAACCAGCAACAACUCCUAAAACUUUACUUUUAGUACAUUGACUUCACUUUUUGUUGAACUUUUGUUGCAGUUGAACAGAGAGCAUCCUUAAGGACUAAUGGUUUUUGGCAAUUUGAUGAAAAUUUGGUCCGAAAAUAAUCCUGUUUAGAUGACAUUCAGACAUUUACUUUUUCUGACAAGUACUUUGAGGUACUAAGUCUUGGUUUUCUGCAUCUAGAUCAUGUUUACUUUUGUUUUAAGUUAUUGAAAACACAAAUGAUACGUUGCAUAUUCCUCAUAUUGCAAUUGUUCAGCAUGAAACACAAUAGCAGCAAGUGCAAAAUAAAGGAACAUCAUGAAUCACAACCUUAACAGCUCGAGGACAGAUUGAUGAGGUUUGUUUGAGUCUGUAUGUGAAUGUUUUAGGCCGUACCAUCCUGCUGUCCACACACCACAUGGAUGAGGCUGACCUUCUGGGAGAUCGAAUCGCCAUCAUCUCACAUGGGAAACUCAAGUGCUGCGGUUCCCCGCUCUUUCUGAAGAGCACAUACGGAGACGGAUACAAACUGACGCUGGUCAAAAAGCAAAGCGAAGGCCGAGGUGAGCACCAGUGUGGAUGCUGUUAUUGAUUUGAAUGCAGGUGUAUAAAUGUCAAUGUAAUGUUUUCUCUUUCUUUCAAUUAAAGGGAUAUUCCGGCGUAAAAUUAGGUUAGGGUCAAACACACCGUAACACUUGCUUCUCUAGUAAUGACAGCACAAUAGCAAUACACAGCGGUCCCAGGAGCCACAAGCUCAACCAAAACGCCACUCUAUAGCCACAAAUAACUUCAUCAACAGUACAUAUAGGGUCCCAGCCACCAAACAUCUUUUUAACUUUGCCUAAUUUCUUUAGCCAAAAGACUUAACACAACUCACCUACUCUCUUCCAGCAGGCGCUUGUUUGUAGCGAGACCUCGGGCCAGGCCAUUACGGACUGCUGCGGGGGGCCGCAGCUCAAGGAAGAACAUUUAUGAUCAUUACUUCUUAGAAAUACGAUCAGACCAAGAUGCUAAGGCAGAAGAACUACCGCGUCUGUAGUGCAAAAUGAUUAAUAUGGUGAUUAGUGCCUUGAGAAAAUGAAAAAGUAAUGAUCAUAAAUGUUCUUCCUUGAGCUGCAUCACCCCACAGCAGCCCGUAAUGGACUGGACUAACUCUGUGUCACGGUGUGUUUGACCCUAACUUAAUUUUAACGCCGGGAUAUCCCUUUAAUCUCCUUCCUUUCUCCAUCCGUCCUUCCUUUAUCUACUUAUAUCACGUGUUUUCAUCUCCUCCUCCAGGUCAGGGCGUCCAGCUGCAGCCUCCCUCCUCUCUGUCCCCGUCUUCUUCUCUGUUGCCUUGCUCAGAGGCUCGGGUAACUCAGUUUAUUCGACAGUUCGUGGCAUCCUGCUUGCUGGUAUCAGACUCCAACACCGAGCUGUCCUACGUGCUUCCCUCCGAGGCCGUGAAGAAGGGCUGCUUUGAGCGUUUGUUCCAGGUAAAAGCAAGAAAAACCCCUAACCCAGAUGAUGAAUAACUGAUUCUGAUUGGUCAAAACCCCUUGACAGUGGUUUUGAACUGUAAAUAGAAAAACCACAUCACUCUCUCCCUCUCUCUCUCUUUUAGUGGAGUGAGAAUGAGCUGUGAUUGGUUUGUCAGUGAUUAAAAACAGCUUAAUCAGCACUCCUUUGUUCUGCUUGAACCACUGCCAAACUGUGUUGCGGUAUUUAAUGCGCUGUACCUUAAUCAAUACUUGUGUUGGGGCCCUGCAGGCUUUGGAGCAGAGUUUGGACAGUCUGGCUCUGACCAGUUUUGGCGUGAUGGACACCACACUGGAGGAGGUCUUCCUCAAAGUGUCUGAAGAGGACCAGUCUCUGGAGAACAGUGACGCAGGUGAGACGUUGCUCCUCUCCUGCGUGUCCACACAGCUCAAACUGAAUCAGGCGUUCAUAAAUUAAUCAUGGCUUUCUCAGUCGAAAUAAGUUCCUGCAGAAAGUGCAGCGUCAGAGUUUUAAGUUCUGACAUUUUCUUUGAGUUCAUGUUUUGGCUCCAGGCUAAGAUGAUAAUCAGUUCUCUAACUCUCUCUCUCUUUUCUUCCUCUGUCUUUCUCUCUCUCUCUCUCUUUCAUUGGCAGACAUGAAGGGGUCCCCAGGGGGCAGCUCAGUGGGAAAAUCCUCAGUGGGCUCAGCUGGCUUGGGGGGUCCACAGAGUGAGACGGGCCCUGCGGUGGAAGGUGAUAAGCCUGAGGUGGAGCUGAGUAAUCUGGUGAUGUGCUCCAGACUGAGCCAAAGCCAGUCCUCCCUGAAAUCCUCCUCGUCAGUGGGCUCUGUGCGAGGGGACGAGGGGGGGCUCUAUGCAGACUUUUAUGGAGAUUACUGUCCCCUCUUUGACAACGGCCAGGAGUCAGACUCUGCCAGCCUGAGGGGUAAGACGACUCGAUGUGCUAAACUUUUAUUGCAGUCAUUUCUGCAGUAAGGUGUUUUGGCUGAUUAAUCACCUUUUUAAAAUACACCUUUGAUCGGCCAUGUUUCUUAAAAACUUCAAUUUCCUAAGAGCACAUUAGAUAUUAAUUGGCAUCUAUGAGCAAGUUCAACAAUCUUUGUUUUUCAUUUUUCAGUCUAUAAAAGCCCGAGAUCUGUUUGUGUCGUCUUCACACUGACAUACUGUAAAUCUAAAUGACUUUGGAGCGAGCAUCUAAUACCAUUAAAUCAAGUUAAAAAUGUCAAUAAUGAAGUUAAAGUGCUUUUAAAGAUUUAUUGCCAUGUGCAUUAACGUUUUGCCUGACUCAUCAUUUUCUCAGUCUUAUCUGAUUUGGCUGUUAAAUACAAAACAUUGAUCGGUCUUAAUCUUUUCUCUUGAUUUUAGCACAACCUUAAACUUUAAGAAACUCAUGUUUUACCUGUAGAUUCAAACAUGUUGAGAGUUUAUAAACUAAAGAGGUUCAUACUGCCUGUCGAUGAUAAAUUUACAAGACGGUUCCUCUAUAAAGGCCAGAGAGGUAAAGAAUAAACUUGUCAGGUACAAAAAUGUUUAUUUUUUUACCUUUCUGGCUUUUAUAGAGGAACCAUCUUGUAAAUGUUCAGGGUUUUUCCUCACUUCCAGUUAAAUGUUUGUUGAAUCUUUAGACAAUGUUAUAAUUUGUAGGACUGUCCGUGGGGUUUUCUAAAUCCUAUAACCAUCUGAAAGUUUUUAUCCAGCUACUAACCAAACUCAAGACAAAAAGCCUCUUCAAUUAGAUGAUAAUUUUUUUGGUACAAAGAUAUCAAUUUCUAUUUCCCUCUGCUGUCUCAUUGUUAUCCUACAGAUGCUGAAAACCCAUUGUCCCCAGAGCCGGAGGUCCUUGAGGGGCAGGGCAGCUUUAAGCUGGAGGGUUGGUGGUUAAAGCUGAGUCAGUUUCAUGGCCUCAUCGUGAAGAGGUUCCACUGUGCGAAGAGAAACACCAAGGGCCUCUUCUCUCAGAUCCUCCUCCCUGCUUUUUUUGUCUGUGUGGCCAUGACGGUGGCUCUGUCUGUCCCAGAGAUCGGUGAGCUAAUCUUAAAAAGCGAAUAGAAACCUGUCAAAUAUUUGUAAUAGUGUUUGUAAAAUAUGUUCAGUAAUUAGAAAUGCACAAAUUUCGAGUAGAGGAGCAGAAAACUCUGACAUCUCAGGAGUUUAUUUCACUCACAUUAUAAUAAACAGACACAAGUUUCAGCUCAAGGCUGUCUGCUGAGUAUUUAUGUGACAGUUUCCAUACAACAACAUACACAAGAGCAUAUUUGUUGGUGCCUUUUCACUUGCAGGUAAUCUACCAUUCUUCUUUUUCAUCUCUUCUUUCAUCUUCUAUCUUCUUCUUUGUCUUUCUACUACUUCUACUUCUACUUCUACGUAUUUCUUCUUCUACUUCUUUCAUCUUCUUCUUGUCUUAUUAUGUUUGCUUUAUUUUGGUCUCUUCAAGUCACUGUUAGAGGUUUUAACUGCUGCUAGAAUAGCCUCACUCUUAUGGCCUACACAGCAAAAUAGGAUUAUUAAUGAUAUGAUUGGUCAUUUCUUUCUACAGGUUUUUUGUGCCUGUGCUCAGGUCAAAAAAAGCUGAGUCAAUUCGAUAUUCAUCACUCACCCUGAAGAUUCUUUAUUCAAAUUCUGCCUGCAAACUUUGUCAGUGAGAAGUAAGAUUGCAUGUAGGAGACUGAUACUGACUAAUACUGGAGCAGGAUUAGCUGGAGGAUGUCUGUUUUUUGUUGAAGGAUUGUUUUAGCUCAAGUGAUGCCUGAUAAAUAUGAUCCUUCAAAUAGAUUUGUCAACUCAGGGGAUUGUCGGCUAAUUCAUACAAACUUAUGAAUCUUGUUCUCCAUAUCAGCAAAGUCUGGUGAAUACCAUGAUACUGCACACUGACUCUUAAAAUCUAAAUAUAUUUUUCAUGAAAAAUACAUUUAUUUUUACUUUGAGUAUCUGAUAUUUUGUCCUUUCUCCACUCUCAAGUUAUCAUAGGGUUGAAACUACUUGCAAGUUAUUGUAUUCUGGUCUUAAUUGUCGGAGUGUAAAUCUCCAAAUUAAACCGCACCUCUGAUAUUAAGCUCUUACUAUGCCUACAAUUUUUUUUCUUCUCUAGGAGAUUUGCCCCCUCUGAUCUUGUCCCCCUCCCAGUAUCACAACUACACCCAACCAAGAGGCAACUUCAUCCCCUACGCCAAUGAAGACAGACCCCAGUACAGGUAAGACGGCAGUUUUUGUGUACCUGUGUCAUAUCAACUUAAAAAAGGUUCCGUUUUUUUAUCUCUAACAUCUUCUUUUCAGGAGUAAGCUGUCUCCAGAUGCCAGCCCACAGAAGAUCGUCAACACUCUCCGUCUGCCCUCAGGUGUGGGGGCUACCUGUGUCCUCAAAACCCCCUUCAACAGCACCCUGGACCAGCUUGCUCAGACCCUCAACCCUAGUGCCAACAACUCCAAGACCCUCGCUGCACGUUACUUUGACUCCAUGUGUCUGGACUCCUUCACCCAAGGCGUUCCCCUUUCCAACUUUGUGCCUCCACCUCCAUCACCAGCCCCCUCAGAUGACCCAGACCCCCGCUUUGAGGACGGACUCUGGAACUUCACAGUCGCCCCUCCAACCACAGUUCAUGGUGAGACUUUCUUUAUAUGUGCUCCUUAUUAGAGAUUAAUCUGAUAGAGUUCAGAUAAACUAUCUCCUAUUUUUUUAAAAAGUGAUUUGAUAUCUUCGGUUUUGAUCCAAUCCUGCAAAGAUGUACAAGAUUUGAAUUUAAAGUGAUGCCAAAACUGUGGUGCCUUUUACCUGCAUUCUUUCAAAUGGCCAGCAGAGGGCAACUUUUGGCUUUAUAAAACAGUCUACUUUGAUUGAAUUCAGAGGCUUUGUUUUUAACUGAGCUUUUGUUUUUAUUUGUUUUUAUUUUCAUGUGCUGAUGCUCUGUGCUUGCAACUGUUGUCAAAGCACUUUGUAAACUUCUGUUUUUAAAUGUGCUAUAUAAAUAAAGUUAUUGUUAUUAUUAUUAUUAUUAUUGAAAUCUGUCAGAAAAUGGUCCUCCCUCCCAGCUUAUUUCUUCUUCUUUUUUUAAAAUUUUCUUAAUAAGGUCUCAGUCUCUACUUUAAAGCCCUUUUUAAUACAGCAUGAUUUUCAAUUUGUAAAUUAUGGUCAUAUUCAGAGUCCAAAUGACCUUAAAACAGCAGGAUUUAAGACAGGCUACUUCAGAUCGAUAACCCACUCCUGCACAGCAACAUAUAAAGCAGAGUGUUGGCAUUAAAAGACUUGAAGAAUACCCAUUAUUAGCUAUCGGGAAGUUAUGUCACUUUAAGUGCUUUGAUUUUACAUUUUUUCCUGUAUAGCCUACAAAUCUUUGGCAUUAUACAAACUUUUUAAUUUCAUGCAUUAAACCAGGGUUUUUUGUAACAACAAUGAUGGCCUGAAGUUACCCCUGAGCUGUCUUUUUGUGGUCAUUGUCAAUUUUAUCCUCCGAGGUUUGAGUUAAAGUUUCUCCUUCAUGUUUUCUCAGAGCCUGUGACGUCUCCCCCGACCCUCCCUCUGUCCAUCCAUGAACCGGUGCGUUGUACCUGCUCCAUGCAGGGGACAGGUUUCUCCUGCCCCAGUGGAGUGGGAGGGAGGCCCCCUCUCAUGAAGGUGGUGACGGGUGAUAUCCUGGUGGACAUCACCGGCCGAAACAUCUCUGAGUACCUGCUCUUCACCUCAGACAGACUACGCCUGCACAGGUAUGGCUUUUUAAGGAUGUAAAAAUGUAUAGGGCUCUGGUUAGGGUGACCAUACGUCCUCUUUUACCCGGACAUGUUCUCUUUUUGGGGGGCUGUCCGGCCUUGUCCAGGGGAGUUUAUAAAACCCUUCAAAUGUCCGGUUUUUACCUUUUUUGUUUGUCUUCAUAGAUACGGUGGUUUAACAGUGGGCAACAUCCAGAAAUCAAUCCCAGCAUCCUUUGGUAGCAACAUACCUCCAAUGGUGAGAAAGAUAGCGGUUCACAGAUCCGCUCAGGUAAGAGUCCAACUCUGAACCAAACAUAGAGUGUAUAAACACACUUUAAACAACGCACUGAUAGAGAGGCCACCUGUGUGCAGGUUCUGUACAACAACAAAGGUUACCACAGCAUGCCGACGUACCUGAACGUGCUCAACAACGCCAUCCUGAGGGCCAACCUGCCAGUAUCCAAAGGAAACCCUUCUGCCUACGGUAAAUAAACACGAUACAGUGUGGACAGAGAUUCUUUUGGAGGACACUAAUGUGACUAAGAUGUGUUAUCAUUUUGGAUAAGUAGUCAACAUCCUCUUAAAUUAAGUGGUUUUGUUGUGUGUUUCUGUAGGUAUCACUCUGACAAACCAUCCAAUGAACCGGACCAGCGCCAGCCUCUCUCUGGACUACUUGUAUGUGUCUUUGCAGCACUGGCAUAAGAACCAUAAUCUGAUAAGAACUAAAUCAGAAUUUUGACUAGAAUCACAGUUUUAAAAUAAACAGAAAAAGGGCAGAUCAAUCUCUCUAACAUUUCCAAUUGCAUAUUUAUUGAUGACAUUAAUCCAUGUCUCCUUAAACUCUCAUAAAAACCUAAAUAAUCAGAGCUGCACUUAAAAAAACUUCCACUAAUCUGCAAGAAAUCUCAUCGCAUUAGGAAAACUGAUGCCUUUUUCAGGGGUUUUGCAUGUCAUAAUUCGUCCUUUUGUUAUGACUCCAGGCUUCAGGGAACAGAUGUGGUGAUCGCCAUCUUCAUCAUUGUGGCCAUGUCCUUCGUCCCGGCCAGUUUUGUGGUUUUUCUGGUGGCGGAAAAAUCAACAAAAGCCAAACACCUGCAGUUUGUGAGCGGCUGUGACCCUGUCAUCUACUGGCUGGCUAACUACAUCUGGGACAUGGUGAGGAGGACACACACUGCAUGUGUGUGUAGAUGUGUGUAGAUACUGCAUGAUUUGUCCAGGUGUGAACAUGUCCUCUUGUCUCUUCUCAGCUGAACUACCUGGUACCUGCCACCUGCUGUGUCAUUAUCCUGUUUGUGUUCGACCUGCCGGCCUACACUUCCCCCACAAACUUCCCUGCUGUCCUCUCCCUCUUUCUGCUCUAUGGGUGAGAUAUUGGAACAAAAACACACACACACAGACACACACCUGUUUACUUUAAGGGAUAUUCCGGCGUAAAAUUAAGUUAGGGUCAAACGCACCAUAACACCGAGUUAGACACCCCCUCAAGAGGUGAAUGUUGCCGACUUGCUUCUCUAGUUAUACCAAUUUUAGUAAUGACCACAGGAUAGCAAUACACAGCGGUCUGAGGAGGCAGAAAGAAGCCUCUACCAAAACGAGACUGUAUAGCCACAAAUGAUUCUCAAAACAGCACCAAGCUUCAUCAACAGUACAUAUAGGGUCCCAACCACAGCACUAGCCACCAAACAUCUUAUUAACUUUGUCUAAUUUCUUUAAAAAGGGACUAAACACAACUCACCCACUCUCUUCCAGCAGUCACUUGUUUGUAGCGAGACCUCGGGCCAGUCCAUUACGGACUGCUGUGGGGUGACGCAGCUCAAGGAAGAACAUUUAUGAUCAUUUCUUAAUGGAAAUGCAAUCAGAUUGAGACGCUAAGGCAGAAGACACUACCGCGUCCUUGAGCUGCUACAAAGCUACCUUUGUCUCGCUACAAACAAGCGGCUGCUGGAAGAGAGUGGGUAAGUUGUGUUUAGUCUCUUUGCUAAAGAAAUUAGGCAAAGUUAAAAAGAUGUUUGGUGGCUGGGACGCUAUAUGUUGAUGGAGUUAGGUGCUGCUCUGAGCAUUAUUUGUUGCUCAAGAGUGGGGUUUUAGUUGUGGUUUGUCUGUGGCUCCUCAGACCUGCUAUCCUGUGGUCAUUACUAAAGUUGGUAUAACUAGAGAAGCAAGCGGUCGGUAACAUUCAUCUUUCGACGGGGAUGCCUAACUCAGUGUUACAGAAUAUCCCUUUAAUACCAUCAGAUACCCAUGUUCCGAUACGUCAGCAUACCUAUCAAUGCCUGAUGGACUUGCUCUUACUGUUGUUCACUAUGAUUUCUUUCUUCCAGGUGGUCCAUCACUCCCAUCAUGUACCCAGCAUCCUUCUGGUUCGAGGUCCCCAGCACGGCCUACGUGUUCCUCAUUGUCAUCAACCUUUUCAUCGGCAUCACCGCCACUGUGGCCACUUUUCUCCUGCAGCUCUUUGAACAUGACAAGGUCUGUUUUAUUUUGUUAAACACUUAUCUUAAUAUUUAGUUUUUUAUACUUUAGUACAGGUUACAGAAUAAGAUGCUGUGAUGACCUUUUUAAUUUUUAAAUAAUUAAAUUAAGAAAGGAAAGAAUAAUACUCAUUCGUGGAUAGGAAUUGUAUGAUCAGUUGUUUAAUUUUGUGUAUUAUUUCUAUUGUGUUUUUCAUCCAGGAUCUGAAAAAAGUCAACAGUUACCUGAAGUCUUGUUUCCUCAUCUUUCCAAAUUACAACCUGGGCCAUGGUCUGAUGGAAAUGGCCUACAAUGAGUACAUUAAUGAAUACUAUGCCAAAAUAGGUAUGUCUGUCAGCGCUAAUCAAUAAAUUUGUAUUUUUGUGGACGAACUGAACAUCACAAAACAGAGAUGGAUUAGAUAUAUGAAGACAGUGAACAAGUUUCUUCUGUUUGUCUGUUUUUAGGUCAGUUUGACAAGAUGAAGUCUCCGUUUGAGUGGGACAUUGUGACUCGAGGACUUGUUGCCAUGACAAUCGAAGGCUUUGUCGGCUUCCUCAUCACCAUCCUCUGCCAGUAUAACUUCCUCAGGAAACCCCCGUAAGUGAUUCAUGUGUUCAGUGUGAAGCUUUUAAAUGACAGGCGGUUCAAAAUUAAAUAUAAUACAACAAAAAUGAAAUAAUAUCCCAUGUGUGUAUUCAGGAGGGUUCCAGUCAGCUGCCAGCCAAUAGAUGACGAUGACGUAGAUGUGGCCUGUGAGAGACACCGAGUUCUGCGAGGAGAUGCUGACAAUGACAUGCUGAAGAUCGAGAACCUGACAAAGGUCUGAAAAGUAUUUUAAAUUCAGACAAAAUUACAAGUUAGAAGUGGACUUCAUGCAUCAUCAGUAUUGAUUGUUUACUCAAAUUACACUAACUUAGAUUUAUUCCAGUCACUACUGCAGGAUUUAUUGAACCAUAUUUGUGUCACUGUUAGACAGCCUGACAGAAAUCGCCCCUUUUAACUUUUAACAACAAAUGGUCGGCCCACAAUGAAGAUCAACAUAUUCAAUAGAAACCUAAAAGCUGGGAACUUUGUGACAUUCAUUUUUGCUUUUAUACCAUCCAUUCGAGCAGAAAGCUGCCCAAAAUCAAAGUUUUGUUAAAUUUGCCUUACUUUAUUGCCGAAUGUGCUCCAGCCUCUCCCCUUUACAGUCCAGAACUCUUUCAAGGAUUAGAUUUACACUUUUUUUCUUACAGCUCAGAUGCAACUUUUCUCACAUGCACACUCCUUAAUUUUGCAGGAUGUCUUUAUUUGUUUUGUGUCCCUCUCAGGUGUAUAAAUCCAGGAAGAUGGGUCGUAUCUUAGCUGUGGACCGGCUGUGUUUGGGGGUCCGCCCUGGGGAAUGUUUUGGUCUGCUGGGAGUGAAUGGAGCCGGAAAGACCACCACCUUCAAGAUGCUGACAGGAGAUGAGUGCACCACUGGAGGAGAGGCCUUCAUCAAUGGAAACAGGUAAGAAACAGAAAACUCUUUUCUUUCUUUUUAUUUUUCUUUUUGCACUUUUUGUUCUUUUAUUGGAGAUGAUAGGGUAAACUGUAGAGUCAGGAAAUGGGGGAGAGAGAGUGGGGAAAGACAUGCAGGAAAGGAGCUGCAGGCUAAAUGAUUAACCUCCAUCUAGUGUUUGGGUGUCCGCAUAUGUCUGAGUAAAACAGUUGGCAUUAAAUAAAACACUCUCUUGAAGACACAAGAAUAUCAUGAAAACAGUUACAUACUUUUAUAUCUGUGUGUGUUUAUGUUGACAGUAUCCUGAAAGACCUGUUGCGUGUGCAGCAGAGCAUCGGUUACUGUCCGCAGUUCGACGCUCUAUUUGACGACCUGACAGCCAGAGAACACCUGGAGCUCUACACUCGACUCCGCGGGAUUCCCUGGAAGGACCAGGAGAGGGUCAGUCCAUCACACACACAAACAUACUUGAUUUACUAUACUUGUGAGAGUCCUUAUUUACAGUAUGCAAAGCCAGCUAAAAUUAACCUUACAAAUCCAACACUAAAUCAUGUCCUUGUCUUUUUUUUAUUAUUCUCCUUUCUUUUGGAAAUUUUAAAAUUUGACUGUAAACUUUGACAAAUAUAGAGGGAACUAUAUGAGGCAGGCAUGAUAAUUCAGCAGUAAAGAACAGCACAAAAAUCAUAGACAGGACUUAUGGAGAACAUGCUUCCUGUCUGAUUAGAUUUAGUAAAUCCAUAAGGUUGAAAUUGUCAGUGGUAUUAAGAUUGUUUACAAGUAGUUACUCUUUUAUUCAUCUUUCCCCUCCACUCCAUCAUGUCAAAUACUCUCUCUGACCUCCACCUGUCUCCUUCAGGUGGUGCAGUGGGCGCUAGAAAAGCUUGAGUUGUCCAAAUACGCUGACAAACCUGCUGGGACCUACAGUGGAGGAAAUAAACGCAAACUCUCGACUGCCAUUGCUCUGAUUGGAUACCCGUCACUCAUCUUCCUGGUAAGACGAUUUUAUGAAUGUUCAGUACUGAUCAAGAAUAAUUUUGGCACUGAAACCAUCCAAAACAGCGUGUUUGGAAAUCUUCAAGUAUAACAUUAAAAAUUAAACCCACCCUGCAACAAACAUUUUUACAUGCUGAUGAUGUUCGGGCCGGCUCGGGUUCUCUUCCAGCCUGUGGGUCUUUUUCUGCAUUCCACCCCCCACUCUGUCUCCUAUUCUUUUUCUUUUGGAUCCUUCAGUCCCUUUAGAUAAACCUCUUUAUGGGGUACCUCAGGGCUCUGUCUUGGAACCAUUUUUAUUGUCCCUUUCCUACUCUGUUUUGGUUUUAUUAUCUUAUACCACAGUAUUUCAUUGCUAUGCAGAUGACACCCAGCUGUAUUUGUCCCAUAAAUCGUAUGAAUUAGCUAAAUUCAAUUUUUACAAAUUAAAUACAAAUAGAUCCCUACAUUUUUGUUUUCAUAUAUGUUCAUUUUUUUCACUCUAAUUGUUUUACUUGGUCUCCUCCAGGACGAGCCCACCACUGGGAUGGACCCAAAGGCCCGCAGAUUCCUCUGGAAUUUAAUCCUCGACAUCAUCAAGACCGGACGCUCUGUAGUGCUGACAUCACACAGGUGAGACACCUGCGUCCUUACAUGAAGAAAGAUUACUUUUCCCUUUUUUCUGUUUGACUUCAUACAUAACUUUGUGUGUUUCUCUGCAGCAUGGAGGAGUGUGAGGCUUUGUGCACCAGACUGGGCAUCAUGGUGAAUGGCAGGUUUAAAUGUCUGGGUAGCAUCCAACACCUUAAGAACAGGUCAGCAGGACAAUGAUCUACCUUUAAUUUCCUUAUAUUAAUGUAAUCUAACCUGCAUUCUUUACCCUGAGUUUAACUUUAACAGUGGACAGUUAUUUCCUGGUAAACGGUAACACUGAUUUACACUUUUUCUUGUUUUGCAUUUGACAAACAAGGUUCAAAGUAUCUCACUGUGUAAAAGCCUCUGUACCAUAAAUAAAAGCACACCUUCAACUGAACACUUUUCUGCUGUAGUGUCUGAUAAUGCCGGGUCAAAGACUUUUUUAUAUGUGGUAAAAACCUUUGGAUUCAUGUUUGCAUGAAUUCAAGUCUUAAGUAAGUCUAAAUUUUAAUGGAUUGCGCUGCAUUGAAUGUAUAUUUCACUCAAUAGACUGAUCAGCUGCUGAGUCCAGAGCAGUCUUUAGCCGAACUUUAUUGAAAUGUUACAAUGUCUGAUUUUCAUAUCUGAAGAUCCAAAUUAAAGAUAUGGUCAAAGUCUUUGUCUUUGUUUCUUUGUCUUUGCUGCAGGUUUGGAGAUGGCUACAUGAUCACAGUGAGGACAAAAAGCAGCUCUAAUGUGAAGGAGGUGGUUCGCUUUUUCAACAGGAACUUCCCUGAAGCUGUGCUGAAGGUAAAUGUCUGCAGUAACAGAUAUAUGCAGUGUAUACAAGUCAAUCCACGAAAACAACUGAAGGACAGGAAAUCCUAAAGCACAAAAGCUGUUGCAUUUACCAUGUCUGCUGGAUGUGUCAGUAAAUAAAGUUUAAGCCAACAACCGAACCAUGAUAACUUAAGAUAAAAUAAGAAGAACUUCAGGCUAACUUCUCUACACCUGUACUUUUUAACAUGCUGUGAAGUAUGUUAGUUUAAUAAACAUAUUAAAUCUGAAUUAACACUGCCCAAUCAUUUAACCCCUGAUUUUUAUUCCCCCACUCUCCUGAAAAAAGAAGCAAGAAAGAAACUUGUUUCUCAAUUCAACCAAAUUGAGGUUUUUGUUUCCGCAACCUGCAUGAAAUGAUUUUUCUGAUUGUUCUGUUAGACAUUGACCUCUCUUUUGUUGAUAUCCCAGGAGCGUCACCACACCAAGGUCCAGUACCAGCUGAAGUCUGAACGGAUCUCUCUCGCUCAGGUGUUCAGUAAGAUGGAGCAGGUGGUCGAGGUUCUGGGGAUAGAGGACUAUUCUGUCAGUCAGACCACUCUGGACAAUGUGAGUCAAACAUUAGACACAUUUAGAUUUUACAGUAAAAUCCAAAAUAAAAGACACACCGAUACAGAAAAUGCAGUUUUCCUUUAACUUCCACUGUGUUCAGCAACAUAAAGACGAGUUCGGCUGUGUAGCUCUCUCUCUCUAGCAGUUACCUGUAUGAUUGUUGAGCUCUGAUAGUUGUGAGAUAUUGAACCAUCAUCAUUCCACAAGCUUUAUUCUAUUGUUCAUAGUAUUUCUCAGUUUUCUAAAAUGCAUUAUUACGACCUAGUUAGGGGGGAAAACAUUAAUAAGAGGCACUGUCAGACUGUUUCACUGCAGCUGUUUCUUCAAGCAUCACCCCCUCCAUGAUAGUAUACCAAUGAUCACACCGUGUUUAGGACACAGCCCACAUUCUGGAUGGAAAAGAGUAUUUAAAGUGUGUGUCAUCCACCAAUUUUUAAUAAAGCACCUUUUCUCUGCACAGGUGUUUGUGAAUUUUGCCAAGAAGCAGAGCGAUAACCUCGAGCAGCAGGAGGUGUCGCCCCCCAGCGGCGGACAGUCGCCCCUGCAGCGCAUCCUCAACCUGCUCAAGUCUCGACCAGCGAACACGGAGCUGAACGCGCUGAUCAGCGAGGCACCCGAGGAGCUGGAGAGCGACGACGAUGAAGGACUCAUCAGCUUUGAAGAGGAAAGAGUAAGUGGAUCACGCCUCAAUGACUUUGAUUUUACAUAUGAAAACUAGAAAAAGAGGGAAAAUUAGAAGCAAUUAUUUUUAAGUGAUACAUAACUAAAGCUAUAAUUAUUAUUCGCUUCGUAAAAAGCCUCUUUCCACAUGUUAAAUUGCACGUUUUGUGUGUGUGUUGCUAGGUGCAGCUCUCCUUCAACACAGACACUCUCUGCUGAAACGACCACUGUAAUAGCAAGGCGAUGAGCAGAGGGUGACAGAACUGUCUGUCUGUCUAUCUGAGCUCGGAGACAGAGGUCAGAGCUGCAGAUUUAACCCUGAAGAGGCAGCGUGAAUAGAAGAGCAGCAGAUCAGUGUUUUAGCCUCAAAUUCUUCACUGAGGUGGAGGUUUAAGUUGGAUUCUCCGAACAGAGACAAAGACCUGAGAGACACAGAGACGGGGUGGACUUUGUCCUGGAAUGUUUCAUUUUUUUUAUGUUUUAAGGAGAAUAUAUCUCUCUGGAUGUUGAUGGAGACAGCCGCUUUGACCCCACAGGUUACUCCGUCAAACAGCCCGAUGUAUGAGCAGACCCUUGUUCCUGCCCUGAGAGCAUGCUUUGAUGAAGUAGUCAUGUAAAACAGUCUAUUUUUCUGUGGCAAGAAGAGUGAUUUAUUUUGGAUAUUGAAGCAGCUGCGGACUGGCGUAUGAGGUUUACUUUGCACUAACAGAAGACUGAGUGAAAUGCACCAUGGGAAGGUGUGCAAGCUUUUGGCCUUUUCUUUUUAAAAUUGAUGUCAGAGACAGAGAAAAUGUAAUGGCAUGGUUAUUGUCCUGAUGGUGCCUCCCCUCUAUAACACUGUACAUUUAAACUUUCUACUGAAUGCUCUCUUUUGUGCGUUUAACAUUUCAUUCUGUCGUGGACUCUGCCAAGAAGAUCCUCUUGAAACCGGACACAGUGUAAAAUAAUAACUCCUUUUAACAGUCUGAAUAUGGACUCUGCUGUUUUUCCCUGACAAUAACUGCACUACCAUCACUGUGAUACUAAAGGGAACUCUCAGAUCAGGAGAAACUGUUAUUUAACUCCAGUUCAGUACAUGUUUUAUUCUUUUAGAUCAUUUUUAGUGGACUUAAAAACGUGCUAAAUACACUCUUACAGAAACCAUAGAUGUUUAUCUGACUGUACGUUUGCAGAUUAGUUUGAACUGCUUUCUCCUUCUCUCUCAUGAGUUUUUGUGAUGAUUCAGUUGUUCUCCGUCAUGAUGAUUACUGUUUCACUUCUUCUUUCACAGCUAACUGCAGUCAUAUUUUUUGGUGAUUAUCAUUGCACUGGUGAGCUGUUUUCCUACUUGAGGGGAUUGUCAUUAAACGAGAAAAACUGACCCAAAAUGUCAUCCUUUUUCUCUGAUACUGAAAAAGCUG